AUGCCACCAGCCAAGUCUCAAGGUAGAACAAACGCCCCAAAAAGAAAGACAGACACAGCACAAAAAGGACGUCAACAGAAAAAUGAUACAAGAGAUGAGUCUAAAAUUUCUCAGUCCCCAUCUAGAGUUCCCAAUGGGAAACGAAAAGUUAGAGGGACUUCACCUGCUGCAGAGGACAGGAAAGCAAAUGAAGUCAAGACAAGUAACAGGAGUAAAGUGGAAACGAGGAAAAAGGCAGAAACAGACCCAAAUGUGUCACAGAAACAGGCCGGGAGAACUGUAAGAAACAGAACACCUGCUAAAGUCAGACCAUCCCAAAAUGAGAGAGACAGAGGCGUAAACACGACAAACAAGCCCAAAGUGCCACCACAAGGCUCCCAAACCACACCGAAGAGGCACAACAACAACAACAAGCCCCAGGGUAAAAAGAAAAGUGACAAAGUGACAGAGAGUGAGGAGGAUGAGGAAUCAGAGAGCGAUGCAGGAAGCUCAGCGGAGGUGACGGAAGACGACACGAGUAACGAUGAGAAGGAGGAUGAGCCGAGCAGUAACAAAGAGCCGACGGAGACGCAGGGGAGCGAGGAGAGCAGCGAGGAGGAAGCUGAGGAGUCGGAUACACGAAGAGACACAGAGCAGACGGCGAACGAGGAGUCAGACAAAGAGGUUUCAGAGGAAGCCGAGUCAAGAAAGGGAUCUGAGGUGGAAUCAGUCAGAUCAAGUGAAGACGAAGAAGACGAGGAGGUAAACAAAAAGGAAGACGCGGAAUCUGAGGCAACAAGUAGUGAUGGGAGUGACGACAAAGAAGUAACCCAAGUGGUCAAGUCCCGAAGGCCACCGCGUAAAACCAGCAGACCCGUCAAACGAACACAAGCUCCUCCAAAGCCUGUGCAAGAACCAGAGGUCAAGAUGGUUAGAAAAACAAAGGAAGAGAAGCAAGCAGAGAAAGCUGAGAGACAGAGGGCCAAAGCCGAGAAGCAGCGGCUACAGAAGGAAGCCAAAGAGAGAGCCAAAGAGGAAAAAAGAAACAAAAAGAAGCAAAAAAAAGAAGGCAAACCAUGUCCUGCAGCAGAGGAGGUCCAACCACACACUGCAGAGGAUGAGGACCAGUCAACAAAUGCUCCUGCAGAGGGGGAUCUGGAUGAGGAAGAGGAGGAGACUCAACCAACACUGAGCAAAGCCCUUAAAGGCCAAAACCGAAUCAUGCUUCUGAAAAACAAAGGGAAAGAUCUGAAAGCCUUUCUGGAGCCUGAGGAGCAGCAGAGCUCGCUGUUGGGGAAAGUGAAGAUAACCUCCUCGAAACAAAAAGCGAACAAGCUGUUAGGUGAGGAAACGGAGGGCGAGGUCGUUGAUGGUGGCUCGAACAAACUUAAGGAACGUUUGGUAGCGCAAAAAAAAGGUAUGAGCACCCUCCACAGGAUGUCCGGUUGGAUUCAUAAGAACAUGCCACGAGGUUUAAACCUCAGAAAGAAGCUCUCUGCUUGGACUAGAGCCAUCAGCAUCUCACACUGGCUGUCUCUUCGUGGGAUAAAACAGAAACAAGGUCCCAGAAAAUCCAAAGGCAGCAUCCUCAAACACAGGAUGGCCAUGAGAGUCGCCAGUAAAACCAACUUGGCGGGUAAGAAAAGUCGAGGCAAGGCGGGAGAGGGAGGGAAAGAAACAGACCAAGCUGGGGAGAAAGAGGUGGAGGCCAAAUACGCUGUGGUGCUGCCCAGGAUGAACAAACUGGGCAAGGAAGUGACGGUCGAGGCGUCCCAGGUAGCUCAAUCAAGUACUGCCGUAUCACAAGAAGCCACAACAUCAGAGCCAAAACCCCCAAAACCAGGCGCCAGGCUGGUGCUCCCUGUCAAACCAGAUCUCAGCCUCUUGAAGUCCAUCAAGAAGCCCCUACCUGGAGGGUUAUUAUCGGGGUUAGAUAUUGCAGGAAGGAGCUCUGGAUCUGGCACUGCACAAGAAGAACCCUCCAACACUGACGGUAGAAACGUGCAGUCUAUCCUUGGGAAUCAAGAUGGAGUCAGUGUCUUACAGGCUGCAAGAUUGAAGCUGGACCCCUCCCAGAUCAACCUGUCCAAGAUCUCCUUGUCAGGAGGAGUUUUAGGUGGUGGACGGACUCGGGCUAAAGGUCCAGAACCAGAUAGAGAGGCAACACCAGCAAUACCGAUGUCCCCUACUCAGCCGUUUAUGAAUGGGGGGGCAAGUACAGGUGUGGCAGGUCCUCGGUCCCUGUACGAAGAAGAGGCGGACAGAGAAGUGGCCCAGUUAAUGGGUGAGGGGGGGAUUUAUGGUAUUCCCCAACCAGAGGUGCACUGGGCUGGAAACCCACGCAUGAGCGGAAACCCUCAGGUAUGUGUGGAUAGACGAGAUCGUCUGAGUAUGAAACUUUUUUAUCACUCCACAAGUCUGAGAAAACAGCUGCAGAGGAGGCUCCUCGAGUGCUUACAGAAGGACAGAUUUAGGUUGAAUGUGUCCAUGUAGAUUCUCAUUCAUCCAGGUCAUGGUAAUCUCCAAGACUCCAGAAGACUCCAAAAUCAGGCAACUGGACACUCCAGUUGCCUGAUUUUGGAGUCUUCCAGGUUGAGGUUGAAUAAGUAGACCCUUUCUCACAUGAAGUCUGUUAAGUAACUUCAGGACUCUCAGGGCCUGAUCUUCAUGGGUUUCAAGUGAUGCCACACAGCACUGUCAUUGCCAUCUUUGGGACCAAACUGGGACAGGACAUCGAUAAGUGCUAUCUACUAUACUGUGGAUAACAGAGAAUAUUUUUUAGUGCCGUUCAAUAGGGGAAGAAGAAUUUCAAUAUUUUAGUUGUAAAAUAAUAACCACAAAUUUUAUGGCAUUUUUUUCCAAAUUCAAUAAUCGAUCUCUGCUAUAUCUGGUCCAGGACUGGCUACGUGCUGAGAACUUGCUGCCCCACCAGACGGUGGAGAAGCUUACCAAGUGGACAGUCUAUGAUGACGACGGCCAGGCGAGGACUGUUCCUGCAGACAACGGCAGGGGUCCCUGGGAAUCAGAAGACCCCACCCAGGAUAUGCUGGAGAGUCGACUAGUCAGCACACAGGUAUUGAUAGGCAGUUACACAAGAACUUGAUAUCUGAUUUUCUGUCAGCUGACCAACAGAGCUCUUGAUGUUCCUUAAGCUGAUCAUUUUCAUAUCAUGUGCACAAGUUAUAAAACUUUGCUAAUGUUGCAGUGGUCAUAAUUCCACCUGCCAUUAGCUACCGUCAUUGGUUACCUUCGGACUGGUAUUUUAUGAGAAAUAUAAGCAACCUCAGCGGGCAGAUUUGAAGAGCUUACUUCAGGUUGUGCGUUUUUGUCAUUUGUCUCGCAAAGACAUGCCAUAAAACAUGUUUUGUUGCUGAAAAGUUUUAUUUACCGAUUUAGCGCCAUUUGCAUGGGUUAUUCACACAUCUGUGAUGGCAUUAUUAAUGAUGAACAAUUUCUGGAGCAACAUAUGCUGCCAUCCAGACCAUCAUUUUUUAAUGACCUUGCAUAUUUCAGCAAAAUGUUGCCAAACCAUGUUCUGUAUGUUCAACAACAGUGCGGCUCCCUAGUAGAAGAGUCCUGGUGCCAAACUGGGCUGCAUACGGUCUUGACUUGACUCAACAGUUAAAAUCCCACUCCGAUCAUUUUUUUUUACUACUUAAAGUGUUCUCAGUGGUCUUGAAGUUUUUAGCCAAAAUUGCGUUACCUGUGUCAUUUUUAAGGCUUUUCUUCUGUAAUGCUCCAGUAGAUCAUUAGCAAUUCGCCUCUGAGUCGUGGGUGAAGACAGCGCUGCUCUGCACACUCGUCUUCACAUUAGCUUGCAGUCUAACAUUGCCUGUGUAGUAGAAGUGGCAGGUAACAUAGGAGCUAUUCAGCUCUCGGACACUAAUGUCUUUAAGGACACAAUUAAAGUUAAUAUCAUAAUUACCUUUCUUACAAGCAUUGCCAGAGAUUUACAGCGAUUUGAAUUCAGAAAUACUGAGAAAAAAAUUUCACAUUUAGUUUUCUCAUGAUAUGUCCUGUAGCAUCAGAAAAAUGCCAAUUGAACAUGUAAAAAACAAGAAAAACUUGAUUUUCAUUGGAGUGGGUCUUUAAAUACAUGUCUUUUUUGGCUCUGUAAUUACCAGGCUGUUCUCCAUAACUUCACAAUAAUGCCCUAACAUUUACAACUUGUUAUAUUAUCAGGGAGAAUUGUCCCACAGCUGAAGGGGGAACUUUACCUUUAGUUGAGAAAUGUGAAACAGAGGUUGUGUAAAGGCAAAGGGUUGGAGUGUUGGUAUAUCAGCUGUACUUCAUCACUUAUUGCCUCUGUGCACGCAAGACAAAAGGACAUAAAAGGCUUGCUGCUGGUUUAUUUAUUUCCUAGUCUGUAGUGAUAAUAGAGCAUACAACACAGCGCAGCACACUGGUAUGAGAUUGCAGUAUAUCAGCUAUCACACUGCUGCAUGUGGAUUGGUUACCUGCUGUGAAAAGGUUAUGAGUGGACCAUCAGUAGCGGGAAGUACAGCAACAAAACAACAAAACACAUCUUGCACAAAGGGUCGUGGAAGAGACUAAAAACUGAUUCAGUUCAACAUCAGAGAAAGUAGAAAUGUUUAUAGAGAAGGUAAGAGCUGUCUGAAACUUCAGCUCCUCCUGACUGGAGAGGCGGCCUUUAAUUUUGACUCUUGUUUUGCUCGUGUCUUUCAGGUGGUGAUGCCCGGAAGCCACAGGGCUGUAGAGGUGGAUGAGGUGGAGGAUCUGUCUCAGCUGGAGUGAGUUCACGCACUAAGACACACACUCAUUCAGUACCUGCAGUAAAGUACACAAACUUUAAAUUUGACCCUGUUUUCUGAUGUUCUCAGAGAAGUGUGUGAGAGCUCAGUGCUCCUGAAUCUGAAGAAGAGGUUCCAGCGUGACUGUAUUUACGUAAGUUUCAUUUCAGAUGACGCACUUUUACUGGAGGAAUUUAGACGUAUACUUAUAAUUUUAUUAGGUAAAGGUUAAUGGAAAUGUGAUACACACUAGAGGUGGGAAUCACUAGUGACCUCACAAUACGAUAUUAUCAUGAUACUUUGGCCAUGAUAAGUUAUUAUUGCGAUUUAAACAUUUUUAGAUACAGUGAGUAUUGCAGUACCAUAUAUUUGGAUUCAUACAAUUUUUCAACUGUUUAGCUUAUUUAGUAUUUGUCUUUGCUUUAAGUUUCUAUUUUUAAUGCAAUAUUUUAUUUUGAUGGAGCGCUCCUUGCAAACCUCAUAUGUCGUGUCCAUCCCAUUUGUGCCCUGCUUUCAUUCCUAAUGGUCCUCCCUAGGUGCUGUAGAUCGUACUAACUGUUUCCUGCUCUAUGAUGUCACCUCCGCCAGCCUCAUUGGACAAACAACUGAUUUUAUUUUUCCAUUUCCAUAGACUUGAGUUUAUAUUAGCAAUUAAUUUGAAAAAAUUGAUACUUGGUGGAUGAGACGAAACAAUAUAUCACCAGACAAAAUAUCGCAAUACUUUGUUGUAUCGAUUUAUUAUGGCCCAACAAAUUAAUGAUAAUGAUAUUAUAGUGUUUUUUAUAGGAAAAUCAGAGAUAUGCCAGUUCUUUUCAUAUUUAUUUAGUUAGCUGACCUGAGACCUUUGCGCUCUCUUUCACUUCUUAGAUAGUUGACACAUAACAAGCUGGAGAGAGAAUACUUUCAAAUUCAACAUGAUGAACACUUGGCUUUGAGAAUCCAACAAAUAACCUCAUUUUAUAUUUCCCAUCCCAAGCCUAUUGAAAACAACAUACUCUUUUUAUCAUGAUGAAACUUUCAGGAUGAUUGAGGUGAGGAUGAAGUGAACAGUUUGGGGUUGUCCCCCUCUUUUUGCAGUCACUCCUGUUGUGCAUUUACUGCAGACUGGAGUGUCCUUUAACGCCACUUCUUUUUUUGCAAAACUUUAAAAACCCUCAAACACAAAUCAGUACCAUCAAUAUCAAUUUGUUCUGGCACUAUUUCAGAGCAAAGACAGAUUUUGAGCUUAAAAACAGCACUGGAUUUUGCUUUUGUAUCGACAGGCCAACUUCGCUUUAGGACACUCUCAAUUAGAAGUAGCAGGAGUAUGACUUCAGAUGCAUUGUAGCUGUUGAGUCGAUCUGGUUCAUCAAAGUCACGUGUAUGAAUGUAUAAAAUGACCAUUACUCAGAUUCAUAUGCGUUAAAAUGCAGUAAUCACUUUUUAUUAUGCUGAAAUGACUGAAUUUCAGCUUGACUUACAUCCAUUUACAUUCAUAAGGGUAAAUAAGGCGUGAAUGUGCUCAACAAAAUAAAUCUUAUUUAACAGUGACUGCAUAGAAAUUAUUGACAGUGUGCAUCCAUUUCCCUCUGUUGUUUAAAAGAAGUAGCUAAAGUACCCUCACUAUAGGAACAGACAUAUGUAACCCUAGAAGGUGGACUUACAACAUUUAAGUCCCACCCUUUUGUUUGUGAACUGAGCUGUCAAUCAUGACAUCACAUCCCUUCUUCGUGGCAUUAGAUUUUUAAAAAUAAAUCAAUAAAUAAAUCAAAAAGUUGUAUCAACAUGAAUUUUAACUUGAAAAGUUUAACCCAUAUCCUGUUUUAUAACAUGAACCAGGCUGGCUUUAUUCCCUUCAUCAGGCGUAGCUCUUAAUAUUUUGGUUUCACCAUCAGGGAGUCACUGUGCCAUCCAUGCCUUCAGUGUGUGAUUAAAGCAAGGAGAACAGUGAUCUGAGAUACAUUUAUCAUUUCUGAAGCUGAUGCUUGUAUUUGAGAAUAUUAAGUCUUAAAAGAAUUAAAUCAAAUGAGAAACAGGCUCAUUUUCAUGUAGAGUUCAGUAGAUUCAUAACUGUAAUUACUGUCAUUGUUAUCACCUGCUGCUGACCAAACAUCGAUCUUUGUGUCAGGUGUGUAUAUUCUCCAAACACCUGUGUCAUUUUCUCUGUUCUCAGACUUACAUUGGAAACAUGCUGCUUUCCAUUAACCCCUUCAAGCCUUUGAACAUCUACACAGAGGAGAUGAGAAUGAAAUACCAGGGAAGAGAGCAGCAGAGAAACCCACCGUGAGGACCCCCUUUUACACACACAGCAGUGACCUGCUCUGUUAGUACUCAUGGUUUUAUCACACCUGAAGGUUCCAGUCUCAUCUUUAUUAAUCUGUUGAUAUUCUUCAGACAUGUGUAUGCUGUAGCUGACGCUGCUUUCAGUCAGUCUCAAGCCUCGACACAGGAGCAGUGUAUCAUCAUCAGGUAUGAAAGAUUACACACUCUUCUUCAGUUUUACCAACCACUACUUGCCUAUGCAAAAAAAUAGAGAAAUACAGAAAGGAGAAAAAUGUGGAGGGAGAGCAGAGGAUGCUAAACCAGGGCAAAAUGCUUGUCAGGAAAUCAGUUCGUCGAGAGCCAGAAUACACUGUUCGCUCUACCUCUUCCUACAUCUGCACUUUCAAGAAGGAAAAGGAGAGAGAUGGCAGCAGAAUGAGUUAUGAAUGUGUAGAGAUUUUGAAGAAAAAAAGACAUGGAAGAAAGAGCUGUUUUGGUUAGAGCUUCUUUUAUGAAGGACAAGGGCAAAGUAAUAUUUGGUAUGAGUCUGAUGAGAAAUUUUGGAAAAGAAAAAGUGAAGAAGAAAAAGAAGAAGAAAAAGAAGGGGGAGACCUGUCUCUCUUUUCACUACUUUUGUUUUUGAACUUAAAUAACUGUUAAUGACAUUGAUCUGAUAAAAUGCCAUGCUGUUGGAUGCCAUAGGGUUAACAGUGUCUAACAUAAACCACAGCAGCUUUGGUUUUCAAGAUGACAAGGAUUUGGAAAAAUCUAUUUUAUAUUCAUUUAGCUUCGCUUUGAUUUUUAGUGGACAGAGCGGUUCAGGGAAGACUGAAGCCACCAAGCUGAUAGUCCACUACCUGAGCUCCAUGUAUCAGGGACUAAAUGACAACCUGAGACAGGUAAAUAAUCAAAGUUUAUCAGUCAGGAUCUGUUUCUUUAUGUCUCUGAUUGCUUAUGUCUCCCCCGCGACCAGCCUAUGGAGGUCUUUCCCAUCCUUGAGAGUUUUGGAAAUGCCAAGACCAUCCUUAACAACAACUCCAGCCGUUUUGGAAAGUACCUCCACGUCCACAUCCUCCAGUAAGUUCUUAUGGCUGCCUUUUCACAAAUAUGAGUAGUUGGUUUAUUUGUUGACCCUCAUUCAUCUUGGUCAACAGUGGGAUUGUUGUGGGGACGUCAUUGUCAAAGUACCUCCUUGAGAAGUCCAGGGUUGUCUUUCAGGUGAGAACACUGAGUGAAGUGUGCUGUGUGCAGACCUUAUGGAGGAGUCCAUGGGUCCAGAUUUGUCUCACAGACCCUCCUGACUGAUGAAACUGAUUGUUGGAAAAUACCCAAAGCUCUUCUCGUGGUUGCAUGGUCUGGCUUCUUUGGAAAUGAAUAAUUUGCUGGUCCAACUUUACAAACAUUAAGAGAGGUUAAGAAUGCUUGGUGUGUCACUGACUGUGGUUUUGGGCUGAAAUAUCUUUUUAAAUAUUAAAGUCCCACUCCAAUCAUUUAUUUCUUACCACUUGGAGUGUUCUCAGUAGUGUUUAUAUUGUGAUUAUAAAGUUUUUAACCAAAAUUGCAUUACCUGUGUCAUUUUCAAGGGCUUUUUUUUCUGCAGACCUCCAGUAGCUCAUCAGCAAUUCUCCUCUGAGUCAUGGGCGGAGACAGCACUGCUCUGCACGCUCCUCAAAAUGCUACAUGCUCCUCUACAUGCUAGUUUGCAGCGUAACAUUGUUGUGUAGUAGAAGAAGCAGGUAACAUAGGAGCUAUUCAGCUCUCAGACACUAAUGUCUUUGGGGGCAUGAUGAAAGCUUAUAUCAUGAUUAGCUUUCUUACGAGCAUUGCAAUCCGCUAACGCACACGCUUGAUCCGUAAUUGACCUCUCUACUUCUCCGAGCCUGACCUACAUAGCCGGGCUCUGGGGGCGGAGCUUGGAUUUGUGAUGUACGUAAACUCACUGUGUUUGAGCCUACAGUUUGGGUCUGCCGGAGAUUCACAGCGAUUUGAAUGCAGAAGUACCCAGAAAUGCAAUUUUGCACUUAGUUUUCUCAUGAUAUGUCUUGUAGCAUCAGAAAAAUGCCAUAUAAACAUGUAAAAAACAAGAAAAACAUGAUUUUCAUCGGAGUGGGUCUUUAAAGGGUUAAAUGUUGAAAUUUAAUGUUGUUAUUGUUGUUUUUGGCAGGACGUGUUAUGCCAAAAAUGGCGGGAAUACAGGAUAUUAUUGUUCUGUUUUACUAAUUUAUUUAUUUUCUUUCUUUAGGCCAAUGAGGAAAGGAACUACCAUGUGUUUUAUGAGCUUCUGGCAGGAAUGAACGAUUACGACAAACAGGAGCUUUACCUGCAAGGACCUGAGACCUACUACUACUUAAACCAAGUAAAGCACAUGUCAUGAAAUAUUCUCACUCUCUGUUGUCUGCAACACAUCUAAAACUUCUUUUUCUCCUCUGAGGGUGGUGCCUGUGAAUUGAAGGGAAAACAGGACAAGCAGGACUUCCAGCUCCUGGUUCAAUGCUUUGACACCAUAGGGCUGCAUGCUGACCAGAUCGCCACAGUCUGGGCCGUUCUUUCGUCUAUCCUACAGCUUGGAAACAUGUGCUUCAGCUCAUAUGAGGUGUGUGUACAGCAGCACGGUUGAGAAUUUGAUCUGGCAUUGGUAUCAUACCUCAGUUGUUGUUUGCGCAUCAGAGCGAGUCGUUCGAGGUGGCUCGUAUCUUCAGCGAGGCUGAGGCCAGGAGGGUUGGCGCCUUGUUGCAGAUUUCCUCAGAGGCUCUACAGACCGUCAUCACUCACAGAGUCACAGUAUGUAGUUUCUCAUAAAACAUUUAUGCCUUUGCUGUGUUAAAUUUCUAAACUUACUCUCUUUAUUGGUCCACAGGAGACAACCUAUGACAGGAUCUACUGUCCUCUGUCGGUGGAAAGUGCCAUAGAAUCAAGGUGAGUAUGUUUCCUCAAAUGUUGGAGACAAGUCUCUCAAUUUAAUCUUCAUAAUUGUUUCCUACAUCGAUCCAUCAAUCUGUUGACUUACAAUUAUCAGUUGUCUCUUUCUAACUAGCAAAGUAGGUUCUCUAAAGACAUUUCUUUAGCCCUGCUAAGAUAGUCCCAGAGAGUUUCCAAAUAUAAAAAACAUUAUCUCUGUCUAUUAGGGUGAACUUGGGACACACAAAAGAAAAUGAAAGUUUAAAAAUUUAGGGAGUAAAGCUGGAAAACAAUAAAGAGAUUAUGGUGACAUUUUAAGAAAAAAAAGUCAAAACUUUUUGAAUUUUAAGUUUUGCUGAUACAUUUUUUGAGUUGCACUAUACUAAAUAAAUAUCUGUUCAGUUGACUUAAUCUUUAUUCUAAAUUCAAUCUAUUUUUUAAAAUUUCCUUAACUUAAUAUUUAUGUCUUCUUCAUGCUUAAAUGAUUUGAUUGAAUGAUACUAAAUAUAGAAUAAUAAAACAUAAAAACUAAAUUACACAGACUUGAAAAAUUCACUGUACACAAUGUAUUACAUAAGUAGUAUCUACUCAAAAUAUUACACCUUAAUGAACUCAAAUAUUUACCACUAGCCAACUUAAAAAUUACAAGAUGUCCUGUUUUCCGUUUGUAAUGUUAAAGGAAAUAUAGUGAAUGUAGAGACAAAAAGUUACUUCACUAGGCAACCAUUGACUUUUUUUCUUUCAAAAUUAAAUUUCCUCUCUCUUUAAAUUUUGACUUCCUUCUCUGAGUGUAUAAUGGAAAAAUAAAGACAUUUUUUCCUCUUUUUUUCCAUUUCUGGCUCUAAUUUUUUUUGCACCAUAACAACAAAAGUAAUCUCGAUGUUAAUAAUACGCAAGUACUCUUGAAAUAGUUUUCCAUUUUAACAGCACACAUCCAUCUUCUCGUCUCUGUCCUCUCAUGCAGAGACGCCAUUGCCAAAGCUUUAUACUCAGUGCUGUUUGAUUGGUUGCUGGAGCAGAUCAAUGACUGGCUGAGUCCCACGGAGAUGGACAGCACAGUUGGCAUUGUAGACAUCUAUGGGUUUGAGGUGUGUGUGUGUACAUCCUGGGCUUGAGAUUUCAGAGGUAGCAGAUCAGUGCUUGUAGUGUUGGAUGUGUCCUCACGGCUCCUCUGGUCCUCAGGAUCUUGGAGUGAACAGCUUUGAGCAGCUGUGUAUCAACUUUGCCAACGAGCAGCUGCAGCACUUUGUCAACAGAGCAGUGAUCUCACAGGAGCAGGUCAGGGGGAUGUUUAUAAGAUCGAAGAGUAUCAGCUGACUCCAACUACACUUUAUACACACUUACACUGAGUGGAGUCUGCUGUAUAAUGUCUGUGUUUGUGUGUGUAUUUUUGUGUUCAUUCUGCAGGAGGAGUACAGUGCAGAACAGAUCCAGUGGUAUCCAAUGCCAAUUAAAAACUUCCACUCCUGUCUGGACCUGAUCUCUGCCAGACCACAUGGCAUCCUCCGAAUACUGGACGACCAGACCUGCUUACCCCAGGUGCACAGAGUCACACACAAGCAGACACACACUAAAACACAUAGACCUGUACAUAGUCAUACUCUAGAUGUAACAAUCAGAGUAAAAUCAGUGCAGAGAAAGCAACAUAAUGGGUCUGGGCCUCUUGUUGCUGGGGUUGCCAGGUGUCCUGUGUCAUUUCUCGUAUUUUCAAACUAAACUGAUUUGACCUCAGUGGGACACCCUUUGUCCUGUAUAGUGACAUUAUUUUUCUGUAAUCAUAAGAUAACACUUCACUGAUCUCAGUUCAGAUCUGACACAGACAAGAGCCCAUCGUACACUGAUCAGUUUUAUCAUGUGACACCUGCCAACCAAUCACAGCUCCACCUAUGGGCAUCAGUUAUAUUUACACCAUUUGUUUGUUAAAUCCUGUUGAAAUAAGUUUCGUCCAUAGAUGCUGUUGUUUGUGCAGCAGCUGAUCAUGCUUUUACUUAUUACAUAAAGGAAUAGCGGGUGCAGGCUGUCAAUACAGCUGGACAAGGGACAGGGGCAAUAUCAGAAAUGUUCGCUGUCAAGCAAACCAAUCACAGGGCUUGCAGUCCGGGUUGCAUUGAUGGGUCGUUACAUUUUUUGAGCAUGUGCGAGGCAUCUGCAAUGGGCACAGGGCUACUCUGACCUACAGUGUAGGUCUGAAGCAAAAGCGUAUACGAGCGUAUUUUGUCCAGCAGCAGAAUACCCACACAGAAGGCACUGAUGUUUCUGGUCUGCAGAGAUACUGGCAUUGCAAAUUUGCCGGUCUGAAAAAUCUCUGCAUCGACUCUCCAUCAGUCUAUUAUCUUUGUGCCCAAAGGAAGAGAAAAGUCCAAUAAAAAGUUGUCAGCCUCCAUGUCUGUGUCCAUACUUGUAUUGCGAAAUAAGAGCCAUCACAUAGACUUGAUACUUAAUUGCAGUUUGGGCUGAGCAUCUUAAUGAACCUUUAGAAAGACUCGAUAUUCAAUUUAUUUUUAACACUCCUAGUGUGGAUGAAAUAUGGAUAAGCCAGAGAAAAGAAAGGAUUUGCAUUUACUGGCAAUGGAAAUUAAAGAUGUUGAUUAAGCUGGUCAGCAGGGACUCAACAAAAGCCCUGUGCACUUAGUGCUGUAGGGAAUUAUCAACAAGCCACAGAGGUGAGCCUAGCCAAACACAACAUGUUGCUACAGUGACACACAAGACCAGCAGAAGAUGCUGAUCAUGAUUUCAUUCCCUUUCUGUGAUACAAAUAUCAAAAAAUAUCCUCAGAUAAAGGUGUUGCUUGGAGACGACUUGCUGGCUAUUUGUAGCAUGUGGGAGUUACAAGAACAAUGCCUGUGUCUGACUUCUUAAGGAUUCCUGUCCCAACCUGUGGGGGCAGUGCUGAGUCAAGACUUUUGCACACACCUGCUGGUCUCCUUAUGGCUAAAAAUUUAAAAUAAACCUAAAAGAGGUUUUAUAAAUGAUUUCAGCACAUUUUAAAGCAUGAACUAUUAAGAAACCUUAAAAUUCCUGCUGUUGACAAAGUGGGGCCCCUUUGAGGGAAUGUGUAUCAAAGUCAAGGUCCUCUGUUGAUGGGAUACACAAGUAGAAAACACACACACACACACACACACACACACACACACACACACACACAAAAGUAGCUCCUUACAGUAUUUUAGAGGUCUUCAAGGGGGCUCAACCAUCAAUUGGGUUUAUUAUUUUUGCAGAUCUCUAUAUCCUCCAUCAUUACAAAGGAAAUGCAUUGUAUUCAACUAAUUAAUGGCUUGGCUUGCAUGUGUGCUUUUUUGUGUGAUCAUUUUCCUGUGUUUGUUUAGGCCACAGAUCACACUUUCCUCCAGAAGUGCCACUACCACCAUGGAAACAGCCCUUUUUAUGCCAAGCCCAAGAAUCCACUGCCAGUCUUCACCAUUUAUCACUAUGCUGGAGCUGUUACUUAUCAGGUAUUGAGCACUGUGCACUACCCUACAAAACAGGUUUAUCAAAGAGCAACCAACAUGUAACACAUAAAAAAAUCUCUUCUUCAGGUUCAUAAUUUCCUGAAUAAGAACCACGACCAGUUCAGGACUGAGGUGGUGGAGCUUUUUGCCAGGAGUCGGUUAAAGGUGAACCAGUUGUUACAAACAGUUCGUUGAUAUGAGCCUGUUUUAAUACCAUAACGUGGCACGAUUUGUUAAUGUUCACCCUCAUUACCAGCUUUUUACUGUUAUCCUAUCAGGACUUGUUACUGUCAUAGUUUUGAUGCUGGAUGAAGUAAUACAUGUAAAUCAGGGUUGAUCAUUUUCCUCUCUGAUCAAGAGUGUAAUUUUUUAUGUGUGCCUUUCAGAUGGUGUCAGAGCUGUUCAGGAAGGUUCAGGACGGUUACAUUCAGCAGAGAGAGCUGGGCUGGAGAGGGAAAGGCCUUCGACAGCAGCCGUCCACCGCUGCCUCACACUUCCUCCAGUCCCUGGCUGAACUCACCACCCGUCUGGAAAGGUACCAACGAACUGACCGUGACUGAGCUGUUAUAAACAAUGCUGAAGAUUUCUGUAGGAAGGAGAGUUUUAAACACAGUAAACACUAACCAGGAUUUUAAUGUUUAGAUUGACCGUGAAAAGAGGGCACAAUGUAUUAUUUUGAGUGGUUUUCCAGUGUUAUUAUGAGACAAUUAUAUUCCAUGAUUUUAGUGUAUUGAAAAGCAUUAAUACAGCACAUUAUGGGAUGUGUGAUGUUAACAAGAUCUUAGUGGCUGACAGUGAUGGGUGCUUUAUUAGCAAAUAGACUUUGCAUAUAUGAGUCUAGGUCAUGCAUUGAACUUUUCCCAUGAUGGUGGAGAGACCUUGCUCACUUUCACAAACCUUUUAGUGAAUUUCUUUAUGAGGUAUGGUGUAUAAAGUAUACUAGCCAUGGUGGAUCUGGGUCGACUUAGGCUCUUUAAACAGAAAGAAAGAAAAAAACAGAUGAAAACUAGGCUCUCAACAGCUGCAGACAUGGGAUGAUACAAUAAGUUUUGAUACGAUACGAUAUGAUACGAUACAGUACAAUACGAUACGGUACCAUACAGUACGAUACGAUACAGUUCAAUACAAUACGAUAUGAUAGUUUGACAUAAUCAUAGAUACCACAGUGUAAACAUCCUGCUGACUCAGUCCUGUGUGUAGUUUGUUAUACAGUAUAGACUUGGUCUCCCCCUUUAAUAGCUCCCACAGAGUAUUUUCCUCUUUUGAAAGAGACUAUCUGUGGAGGCAUUGACUGGGCUAAUUUGUGAGCAAGGAUUACUCUGCAUCCAUCACAGAUUGAGGAAAUCCACUGAAUCUAAACAAUGUAACGCCAGUUGUAGGACAGCUAUAAGAAGCUGUGAAGUCAGGUGUGUAUGUCCAUGGAAAUUCAGUUUCAUGAUGAGUAACCCGUGUCAAUAUAUUUCUUUCUAACCCUCAGAUGCAAAACCACGUUCAUUCGUUGUCUGAAGCCAAACUAUAUUAAGGUAACACCAGUUAAUACUUAUCUGAUAGUUGGUCUUGAAAUAUUGACCUUAAAUGUUCUAAACAUUCUCUGUAUCACUCAUGUCCUUUUUCAGCUUCCCGGGGUCUUUGACGUAGACUACAUGUCGGCCCAGUUGAGGCAUGCUGGGAUGCUGGAGACCAUCCACAUCAGGAAAGAAGGAUUCCCCAUCAGGAUUCAGUAUUCCUACUUUAUUGAGAGGUGCUGUGAUCUGAUACAUACAGUAUCAAGUGCACACCCACAUACAUCUUGCUAGUUUAGCAGCCCACCAUCUCAGAGCAAAUUGAGGUGCAGGGCAUUUAUCACAUGAUGUAACCUUGCAUAUUUUAAAAACUUUUUGACUUUAAAUUUAACUAACUUUAUUUUGCUUGCUAGAGAAAAUCAGACAUCAGAGGUUACUUUUUCAUAAACAAUUAAAUUUAUAGAAGCUUAAAGACAGUGUGUGUUUUUGUUCACAGAUACGGUGUACUCCUGACUCAGAAGGUUGGUGAAAUGUCAGAUAGAGAGCAGACAGUUGCUCUGCUGGACACAGUUGGUGCAGAGGAGGGACAAUACCAGCUGGGACUCACUAAGGUGUUCCCUGUUAAUUUGUGCCUCUAAUUUUAUUUUAAGUUUAAAAUGUCAGUAUCAACAUGUUUGGAUUUGUCUGUGUGUGUGUGUCUCUCUUUUAGGUGUUCCUGAAGGAACUUUGGUUCCAACAGCUGGAGGAGAAGUGGAGCAGCACCCAGACCUGGGCCGCCAUCACCAUCCAGAGGAACAUCAGAGGUUUCCUUUGCAGGAGGAACUUCAAGUUCUUCAAACAGAAAGCCAUCGUCAUCCAGAGUCAUAUCCGAGGGCAUCAAGCCAGGUACAGCAGAGGAAGGACAGAGAGAAGAAUACAUUUGAAACUAUCAUAUCAGAUUGUAUGAAAACUGUCUGUUGGGAAUAUUUUUCAAAUUUAACUUCAUUUUUAUGACACUAUUUCUCCUUUUUUAAGAUAAGAUAAAAAGAACUUUAUUCUUCCCAAAGAAGAAAUUCAUUUUUUAGGUCACAUCUCUUGGAAAAAAAAAGUGAUAGUGUUAACAGUCAAUAUUUUUAUUUUUAUUUUAGUUUUUUUGUCCCGAUAUCAAAGUGAAAUCAGCUGUAAAAUGCACAUGAUUUUCAAAAAAGACAAGUAUGGUAUGGUGCGACAAGUAUUACAUGUAAAGAUACAGUACAGGAUGUACCAUGUAUGAUGUAUCAAUAUACAACACCAGCUCCAAAAAAGUAGGAACGCUGUGAAAAAUGUUGAUGAAGACGGAUUUUAUAGUUUAAAUCAAAGCUUGACAUGUAGUUUUAAAAAGUGCAAAAAAAAAAAAAAAAAACAUAUCGAUGAAAAUAACAAUGUUGUUGUCUAAAGAAGAAUAUCGAAUUUCGAAUGUGCCAGAUGAAUAGAGACAAAAAAAGCUGAAAAAGUUGUGUAAUGUUGAAUCAACACCAAGAGAAAAAUCUACCAUCUAACUGAGUUAAUUUACAACAUGUUAGUAACAUGAGUGAGUAUUCAAAGGGUGGCGCAGAGGGGCUGAAAACAAAUACAGGGUGGAUGUGAUCUUUAGGCCCUCAGGUAGCACUACAGUAAAAGGCAUGACACUGUGGUGGAAGUCACUGCAUAGGCGCAAAACCACCCCUAAUAACCAGUCAGAACAGUUUGAUGCAAGAUUCACAAAUUCAGAUUCAAAAGAAAAAAGAAAAAAAAACUUACACAAACAUGACCUACAGUGAAACUCAUUUAAAAUAGUCUGAGACCAAGAACUUUCUAGAAGUCUGGAUUAUUCUGAGAUUCUUUUUGGAAAUCAUGGACGCCUUUACUCUGAAGACAAGAGGACACUUGGCUUAUCAGCACACACUGCGAAAGCCAAUGUCUCAGGUGGUACGAGGAUGCAAAAGUGCUUAUGGCAUAGGUAGCUUACACAUCUGUGAAGUCUCCAUUAAUGCUAAAUAAUAGGUACAACAUAUUCUGCCAUCUGGAUAAGGCCUUUUUCAGGGAGGACAUUGCAUGUUGCAGCAAAACAAUGUCAAACCACAUCCUGUGUGUGUCACAACAGCAUGGCUCUGUAAUAGAAAAAUCCAGGUGCAAACUUGCCUGCCUGCAGUCCUGGCUUGUCUCAGUUGAAAAAUAUUUUGCAUGACAAAUGAAACCCCAAACUACUGAGCAGCAUAAUCCCAUAUCAGGCAAAAGCCGUACAAUCCUUCUCCUUUAAAAUCAAAUAGCAGUUAAAAAAGAGAAGCAAACUAGAGUAGAAAGAAGUCUGAGUUCCUGAUGGGAUUUAUCAACAACAAUCUUUCAUAUGUUUUUGUUAAAUCGGUAAAAUGAUCCCAGUCAUCCACUUCAAACAAAAAAAUGGCUCUGAGAUCAGUUAUGCAAAAACACGUAGGAGACAGCUGAGCUGGUAAGGAGGUGAAAUGAGGUCACAGAGUGGUGUAUUAGUGGUUGUCGUGUUAGUGAACUAAUAUGGGUUACUCUGUGUUUGUGUGUUGCUGCCCCCUCUCUUCUUUAGGAAGUACUACAAACGUCUCAGGCAGUCGUUCACUCAGUUCUGGGCGGUGAUGAUGAUAACAAGGAACACCAUUAAGAGACGCCACUGGAGGAAGGUAGGCAUAAAAGAGAGAGCUGAGUGUGUGGACACAGCAUAUGUUCGCUGAUUUUAUUGUGCUGUUAAUCCAAGUGAACAAUGAUGUGAUAGCAGCAGCUGUUCAUGUCAGAACGUAAGUGGUGAUAAGAACAAUAUGGGAGUGUCUCCUUGGUGUUUAAACCCUAAUGUACAUGUUUAAGGUCAAAGUGUAGUUAUUUUCUUUCUUUCAACUUUUUUUGCAUAUAAACCUUUGUUUAUAGAAUUUAUCAUUUUUGAAUACAAAAGUUUUACAAAACAGUCCUGACCAAGAGAGCAGCUUUUAAAGGGUUUCAUCCAAAGCAAAAGACAAGGAAACUAAACUGUAUUUGUAAAAAACAACUAAAACAAACCAGCAGGAUUUGAUAGUCAAAUAAUCCCUCAUCCCACAUAAUUUGCUCCUAAAAAUCUGCAAUCUGCAUUUUCAGGGGUUAUGGACCCACGACAACAAACCAACUCCAAAAUUGUAUGUAACUGCUCAGACGAGGAUGUAAACUUACUUUUGAUGCAGGAGUGAUAGGAAAUUUUGCUACAGGCCAUAUUUUACAGUUUUAAAGGGAAUUAGGAUAACUUUGGUUUCUGAGUCUCAGCAGACAACAGCUGAAAAAAUUUAAAUAUCUGUAUAAGCCAAUUGCCAAUUUCUAAGUUUCUGGACAACAAAAAAUGACACAUAAUGUAUAUGGACGCAGUGGCAGUUCAUGUGUGCAGACAUAUAGUGUAUGGAAGAAUUUUGAAGUGUUGUAAACAGACCACAGACACAUUACUGAAUGUCUGUAUUUUUUUGGGGAAAAAAAAGGAUAUUUAUGGUAGACUAAAAUGUUGUUUAUCAUGUUUUAUGUCCGUUUCUUUAACAAAUAGACUGUCACAAUGAGGGUAGCAGGAAACUGAAUUCUAUUGCAUUAAUGUUGUUACCAGUUUCAGCCAACUUAGGUCUGAAAUAUUAGCAAAAAUUCAACACUGUGAAUCCAUACAGUUAAAAUAUCAUUCCAUUAAGAUUUGGACAACAUAUUUGUGAAUAUAUGUCCAAGAUUUAAUUAUUUGCAGCUCCAAAAAAGUCCAUAUUAAACUCCUGGAGGAACUUUUGGGUUGUGUCAACUUUGGCGCCCCCUGUGGUCAAAGUAGUCUUUGCUAAUCUUGUCGUCUGCAUGGAACGUUUUUUUUUUUUUCAACAAACAUCUUAUCCUGCUGAACUGUGAUUGUAAAUCGUAUCACUUCUUUUAUGAGUAUUUUAUGCAGAAAUAGAGAGGUUUUUUAAAGUGAAGUUUCCUGUUGAACAUCACAGUGGUGUCGUGAAUUAUUAAAGCAGUAGCAGCAUGAAGCAGGAGGUUACUGUAGCAGCUUAACUAUGGUGAGCCAAAAUGGACAAAAUAACACCAAAUUGGAUAAAAGCCAGUAUGUUAAUUUUUGACUAUAAUAACUGUAGUGUGCUGGAUGGGUGAGACCUGUUGGGUGUGUUUUUUUCUGCUACAUAUUUAAGCACUGACCACAACUUCCUUUACAACAUUAUAGCCUUCUCAUAAAAUCUCAUGCCUGUCUUUUAACUGCCUUUCUUAUCUUGCAUUAAUCAUGCCACUUGGCGCACACACACACACACACACACACACACACACACACACACACACACACACACACACACACACACCCUUCUUACUCUCCAGUCUUGGACUUCAACCUCUCGCUGAAAUUUGAAGCAGCGCUACAUCUCUUCUUCCGCCUUCUGAAACCUGCCUGUCUGACUCCCAGCUCGGCCGCUCACACAGGUACGCUGCUCCUCUUCUUUUCUCUUGUAAGCACUCAGACUCAACUGUGUCUUCAAACAUGUCUUCUAGUUAAAGUCUCUUUAAAGUUGUAGUUACUUAUAGCGACGGACAGGGAGUGUUAGGUCUGCUUCAGGUUUCCAAACAGACUGUAACUCUUCUUUCACCUGCUGUAUUUGGUGUCUGUUUUUUUUUCUUCUUUUCUUUAAAUGAAAACUGAACUGACAGUUUUUGUUAUUCUUGUCGAUCUUUCAUCUUUGGUCAUAUCUCUGUCAGUAUAUUUGGUGACAUUGUUUUAUGAGGCUUGGACUAUGAACAGAAGAGCUGCCCAUAAGCUGCAUGUGUCAGCUGUUCAAGCUCAGAUAGACUCAUCCUGAUCUGAACCUUUGAGUGAUUAAAUACACUGUAAACUCAUAAUGUUGUCAUUACUGGGAAAAGAGAAGCAGUGUUCAGCACUGCAGUUCUAGGACCACAUCUCUAAUCUGUGUGUGACUUGGGGUUAGGAUUAUAGUCAGACAUUACAAAUGUUGAGAUGGUAGUCUGCCUGCCUGUUCCAGUGUCCACUCCGUGUACAGAGGCUAUUGCGCUCGCCAAGACAGUUGCUGGUUCAACUCCUUGCCACAACACACAGCACACCUGUUAUGGGGUUUUCUAAAGUGCACUUCAAGUAUGCAACUGCCCGGGUUUGAUUCCAGCCUGUGGCCCUUUUACCCCAUAUCCCCCACUGUCCUGUCCUCUCUAAAUAAAGGCUGAACAAGCCCCAUAGAAAUGUAAUGUAGGUGCUAAAUAUGCACCCUUUGGCAACCACAAGGUGGUACUACUGUCAACUCCAAGAGCCUUCAACUUGCAACAAUGGACAUCUUCUACCUCCAAGCUGGGGGAAGCUUCAGCAAGAACAGCACCCCCUGGUGACUGGCUGCAGUAUAGGUCAUAAACCCCACCUCCUCAAGGAGCUGUGGACAAACUUUGGAAUUAAUUACAAAGGAUGGAGCAUAUCCCGGAAAUACCAAGAACAAUUUGGCUUCAGAUUUGGACAAUGAUGGGUGGUGGAGCCACAUUGUCCAUACUAUAUACAGUCUAUGUUGUCAACCCAGACAUGAGGGGCUAAAUCUGCAGCCCCCAAGUCUGCGAGUCUGCUGGAGAAACAAUUGUGGUCAGUUUCUCCUUCUUUCAGACCUUCGCCAUUAAUCUUACUUAGUUGAUAUCAGUAUCUUGAUUUUAAUUGGUUGGUUGUUGUUUGGGGCAUGACGAAAAUGCAAAUUCACAAUCACAAUUUUUAACUAAGUGCUGUGAGAGCAGAGACAAAAAUCAGGCAACCCUGAGGGUGUUUUUGUGCUGAGGGCACGAAGGGCUGAAAACUUUCAGUCAGUGCCUAAUGUGUAACUAGGCGAGAACAAGAGCUGAAAUACGUGAUUAAAAGUGAUCGCGAUAGGAUUUAAAUGUUUAUCAGUCCUUAAAGUUGGCAGUUGUAUAACAUUUCAUUGACAUUACAGCGAUGUCAUUAUAGCUAUCUCAGCUUGGAAAGUGUUAUCACUAUACCUGAGUAAUAAUCUGUGUAGGUGGAGUUUUACAGCUGUUAUGUUUCAGCUGGCAGAGAUAAGAUGCUAAGUUUCGUUAUGGGAAAUGUAGUCCAUUGUGACGGGGGCUGAGGGACUGUAAAUCAGGGACGUCUUUUUUUUCUUUAUCUUUACCUGGACCAUCUUUUUAAAAGGCAGAUAGAAACUUUUUAAAGUCUCGACAGAUACCAUUGGGCUAACUUUUUUAAAAUACUACUGAAUAAAUUAAUUUAACACUGCUUAGUUAUUGCUGGGAUAACCCUGGGUUAAUGUAAAGCUGAUUCAUGCAUUAAUGAUUACCAUAUUGUUAAAUAAUCAAGAUUGUGUAUGAUUAACAGCCUGGCUUAUAAAUGACUUACUAUUUGUGUAACAUAUAGUUAAUAUUUGCUAUCAUGAAUUAAUAUCAUCAAAGCAGAAUUAUUGCAUUUUGCAGCAUCUUUGGAUCUGUUUUCCUCAAUUUGGUGGAUGUCUCUUUCACCCAUCUCUUCUCUACUUUCUAUGUCUUUCCCCUCCUUGUCUUCCUCUCUUCUCUACGAGUGCCUUGUCUUUGAAUAAAAACCAAUGAUUAAUUGACCUCCACAAAUAUUAAAAGUAAUAUUUAAAACUUCCUCCAUGUUGUCUGCCAAUUAAAAGCUAACGAUUUGCCACAGUGUCAACAGUAGGAGCUGAAAUCAUGAACUCUAUAAUUGUGCCGAACUCUGUUGAGUUACAGAUUGAUAUGACAAGUGCCUGGUGCGGUCUUAACCUUAAAUUCUUUUGACCAAACAGGAUCAGAUGUUUGACAUUGCGAGGUGAUUAGUAAGAAAACCAGGAAAUAAAAUAAAAUAAUCUGAUCAUCAUAAAAUAAUCAGUGCCAAAAUGCCUGACAGGGUGAUGUUAUCUGUUUGCAGCAGAGGGUAAUACCAAAUACAAAAUGGCUUGCUAUCAUGCAAACACACAUACUACAUUAUACAAGUUUAUCUAUUUGUCCUCUGAUGUUGACUUUUAUUUGUGUGGGUGCAUGCUGAGUGGAACGAAAUGAUAAUUAUUGCAUGAAAAUAUCUGACGAAGAAUAUUAUGGGAUAGUUUGCUUCCUUCCGAGUGAGAUUGUGUCAGGUACUUGUUAAACGUGAGUGGAUUUUCCACAGGCCCCUUUGCUGAGAAACUAGCCAGAGAACCUGAACAGAAACUAGGCUAACUGAUUCAGAGGGGGUCAUCUCUACCACACGAUUUAGCCAUUUUCAUGAAAGUACUACCCAAACAUUAAGGUCGAUGUAGACAAACGCUGUAUUUACAAAUGUUCUGUUCUUUGCCAUCUAUCAACAACUUCAUCUUUGCACUUCUGCCACAUGCAACAUAUGCAUGUCACUUCAACUACAGGUGUAUUAUUCACAAGUCAAUUCUUUACCAGGUUUUCUGAAUUCAUUGUUAAAUUGUUAUAUUUUUGAAUCUCAGUUUGAGAUUAUUUUUAGCACCAAAGUCUCAUCUUUAUUGAGCAAGCACACUAAAAGCUGCAGGGUUUAUUUCAGCCUAGUCUUCCCUUUCAAGAGCUUUUGAAAGUAUAAAUAUUUGUGGAGCGUGUGUGUCAUUAAACAAUUAAAAACAGAGAGAGCUGAAAACUAAGUGUAAGAUACAUAUGCUUUUAUUUGUUCUAGUUUUCUGAUUUAAUUUUUGAAGUUUGAGGAAAGAGGGUAGAACAGCAGCAUCCAGUGAGGGCAAUGCUGGAUGGUAAGAGAGGUGGCCUGCAGCUGCAUGUAAGCCACAGGUAUCCUCUGGUUUAGAAAGAUCCUGUAGCACUGUUGACAUAAAGUCCCACUCUGAGUUCAUGGACUCACAGUUUACAAAACUGAUCCACCAGGUAACUUGGAAUCUCUCCUGUUCUUGGUAAGCUCAGAUGUUUCAGUCUUGUGGGUCUAGUUCUUCCCUUGUGGACUCCAGCUCUUUUGUCACAGUUGCAUGUUAUUGUUGCUGUCAGGAUCAGUCAUUUUUCAGUUUGGUAGUUCUUUAGUCUGUUUGGAAGCUUGUGGUAAAUACACAUCACCUCAUACAACCCCACUUCACGAAAACCAACCAUUACUCAAGAAAUUAUGUAAACCAUAAAUCAAAAUGUAACUAAACACAAUACUGGUCCUGAGGGUGCGUUUUAAUCUGCACUGAUUUGUUUGCUUUGGCAGAGUUGAUCAUCUCAGAUACUCUUGAAACAGGGUUUGGCUGCCUGCAAGUCCAUUCUUUGGACAUAUCUAUUAUGUUCCAUUAUUGAAGUGAGACUGUGAUAAAGAAUACAUUCGCUGAAUAAAUAUGUGUAAUACCCUAAAGUGUAAGCUGAACUUUGUAUGUGUUUACAGUUCAUACAUUUGCAGAGAAAUAAACCUCUCAAUAUGGGAUGAAAAAUGAACAAAUACAGUCAGUGCUGGCAAGUAUAGGAACUUGUUAUGGAUUUGAACAUUGAUAUCGUCAUACCUGAGUGAGGCUGCCCUGCAGGAGUGAGUUUCCUCCCUCUGUGGGCUGUAAACCUUCAGAUAAAACAUCUCUCUGGACUCUUGGAACUGCGUGGUCUGAGGUGGGGCAACAGGACUGUGGGAGUUGCCAGAGUAUAAAACAGGACGUGAGUCUAAGAAUAGGUCUGAUAGUACACAGUCCCCGGGCAGGUGAGGGAGUGCUGAGUCUACUGGACGUACCUGGAUAAGGAUAACUUACUGAGAAGAAGCAGUAUGGCUAACUAACUUGUUGUCUUCGUGUGUUAUUCCAGGAUUUCCACGAGAAGAAUAAAGUCAAAGCAGUGACGAAGAAAAAAUCUGUCUCUCCAGGAAUGGUAAGAAAAUAAAACACACUCUUGUUCAAUCAGAAAAGAAGUUUUUGACCAACGUUGUUUCUUGUUUUCCCGUCAGGAUGUGGGGAUGUUGGAGAUCCCAGCUGAGCUGUCAGCCAGACUUCACAGCUCAGCAGGUCAGCUUCAUAAAAACCAAAAUCAAAGGAAUAAAUCUGCACCUGUUUUCUGUGUACCUGCUGCCGUGUCCUCAUGUGUUGUCAGUCAGUGAUUGUUGUAGCGUUUCUGUCCAACAGGGAGGCAGCACAGGGCAGAAAUCACAGAGGUGAGGCCUCCACAGGCGAGGGCAGAACACAACUUCAACCUGCCUCUGGACAUUGACAGAUACCCGUUCUCUCGCUAUGCCAAGUCCAUACUGAAGGUGAGCUAGAGCUCAUAUUUUGAGCUCAUUUUUUGAUUUGUACUUUUGUUUUUUUUUUCAGACUGCAGCUGUGAAAUUUUCAUUUAGUGCAGUUAUUCCUCCCUAGCUUGUCAUUUGAAGUGUUUGAUAACAUUAACAAAGGAUCCAUUCAAAGAUAAAAUUAUACACUAAAGAGCUGGUGUGCUUCACUCAAAAAGUUGUCUGAUUCACUGAGUAUUCACUCAAGCACUAUUUGCACAGAUAUCAAUAAGUAAACAACUUAAAAUGAUAAUUUGCUUAAAGAUAAGAAUUAAUUGCAGCCCUGGUUUUUAUUAAUGGGUUUAUGAACAUUUAUGAAAGAGUGCUGCCAGGUGACAAACCACCAAAAACCUAUAUUGUUACAUCAAAAAUAUAUCCUCAUUUUAUAUCUGAUGUCAGAAAAGUUGGAACAGGGUCAACUAAACUGAAAAAGUUGGGUGGUUAAAAAUGGACACUACAGAGAGGCUAAAUUUACCAGACAAGCCUGUGAACAGGUAGUUUAAGGAUUUCAUAACAAUGUUCCUAAUUGCUAAGAGUAUGGGAAUUUUUUCAUCUACAGUGCACUCAAAGAUUCAUGCAGAACUGCAUUAAAAACUGAUAUAACUCUGUAGUGGAAAUCACUGCAUAAGUUCAAAUAGCUCUAAAUACCUCUGUCUGUGAUCACAGUCCCAACAAUAAACAUUUUGAGUUUUGGCACUUGAUAGGUCAUCUUUGCUCUGUUUUCAAUUAUAUGUAGAGUUUAAAUUAUUUGUUUACCAUCAAAUCUUAAUUUAUUUACGUUUUUUUGGAACUAAGGUACUUCCAUACAUUUUUUUAAAUCAAUAACAGUGACUCAGAAUUAUCUUUAUAUCAGCAUUUCAGCUCUCCACCCUGAGCAUGACAUAAUUAGACCACAUUUUCUGUCUUUGUGAACUCACUCACAUUGCAGGACACAUGGAGCCAGCCUCAGGGAUACCCCUUCCAGAGACCUCUCACCUCUCUGGAUCCUGAAGAUGCCAGAACUGCCCUGGAGAUCUACAAACUGGUACAUGGCACUAAAUUAAUUUCAUUUAUCUGGUUUGAUUAUUUUUUUAACUCAUAGGUUUUUUAUCCAUCUCUCUUCAGAUCUUGCGGUUUACAGGUGAGUCGGACCUCAGCAGCUGGCAGGAGCAAGUGUUGGGUAACUACAUCCUGGAGAAGGGGCAAAGCAGGCCGGCUUUGAGGGACGAGAUCCUGGCCCAGCUGGUGUACCAUACAUGGGGUAUGCAAGAGGGGCAGAGCAGUCACAGGGGUUGGCUGCUGCUGGCCAGCUGCCUCAGUGCCUUCACCCCCUCGCCUACACUGGACAAACCCCUGCUCAAGUAAGUCAUGACCUUGCAACAUUUAGAUGUAUUCUUGUGCCCAUUCAAAAACAAAAAAGUUGAGCAUUUUCUUACUACACUUGGUCCUUAAAGAUGUUUAACUCAGGCUGCUGUGUCUUCCGUCCAGGUAUGUGUCUGACCAAGCUCCGAGGGAGUACCGCUCACUGUGCCAACACAAACUGCUGACAUCUCUGCAGCUCCCAGCUCCCGCUGCCCGCCUUUACCCCCCGACUCAGCUGGAGUGGACCAGCAACCAAAAGAAGGGUGCCAUGACGCUUGAAGUGCACACAUUCAACGGUGAGAGUCAACAUGAUAUCAUUUAACAGAAUCAGUUUUGGAUUAGGGCAACAUUAAGGAGGAAAAAAAAUUCAAGGAUAAAAUCAGUAUGUAGCAAGAAUUAAGUAAUGGGAUAAGAAAUGUCAUUAUGUUCGACAUAAUCAUAAGGACUUAUUUUUGUAGCACUGUGAUUUGAUUGUGACAUACCAACUUUUUUGUUCACCUUUUCCUCAGAUGAGAAGCUGACAGCUGAAGUGGAGUCCUGGACCACAGGAGAGCAGCUGGCCUCCUGGCUUCUUCACUUCAGGUACUCCUCUGAUUCUUAUUAUGCCACUUAAUAUCCAUAUUCUCCAGUUUAUCCUGCUCUGUGUGUCAGUUUUCAUUCCUCUUGUGUUUGUGAUACAGACAUAUACCAGAGGCGGGGCAGGGCUGGUCGGUGUCUCUCCUGACUGAGGACGGCUGGUCUGAUCUGGCCGGUUCAGAUUUUGUGCUGGAUCUCCUGGCUGGUGCUGAAACUGAAGUGCUGCCUCCUCCAGGGACUCCCUCCUCUUCAAACUCUGACUACCUGUUCAGCAACCAGGGGAACAGGUAGAGUAGUGAUCAGCUGACUUCAAGUUUGUUUCAGAGAAUCUGCAUGUGUAACCACUGUAUGUCUGUCUUUAAAUCCAGGAUGCCAUCUUCAGAUCUGGAUGACUUCAUCCCACCAGCCCCUCCAGUAAACGCUCCUGGACUGCCCCCGUUUGAGGGCGGCAUGUGGGCCAGAGAUUACCCACAAGAAGGUAGGUGUUGAUGAAGUUCAUGUCCAGUCAGCUAACAGCAUCUGUAAUCUCCUCUACUGCAGCUUUAAAUCAGAAUGAGGAGUGCUAAUUCUGUCUGAAACAACCAUCAUGUCCACAUUAACCCUAUCCCCACAUGCAGCUCCUCUAGGUUAUAUUUCGCACAUGUCUUUUUGGGAUCACAUAGGGGUGGUUAGCAAAAUCCUAGAUUGUGAUUCACUUACAGUUUUGCUUAUUAACUUAGGCUCAACUCUAAAAUGCAAAAAAUGUUUAUAAAUUAAUAAACUGAUACCUCUGAAUGGUUAGUUUAUCAUCAAAACAGAUUUGAUUUUCUCGUUCAUUCAAACAAAUAGCGUCGUUUUAGUUCACGUGAGCCAAAGAGUAAGUCUAAUUCUCUACAAAUCUACAUAAAAAUGACCCGUUCAUCGCUCACUCAUCAAAACUAUUCGGUUUCUUCUCUGCAAAAUUCUCAAACUCUUCAUAGGUGAUGAACAUGCUCUCAUCGUUUGAGAAUCACAUGCAAAAGGAUCCAUUUAAUGAUCAAAAUCUAUUAAACAACUAAAUAUAUAAUUUGGCUGAAUACCUGCAGGGUGAGAGUAUGUAAUGGAUUAAAAAUCCCAAUCAACCAAUCACAAGUAGGAUUGAACGCAUUCUGAUAAAUAGACUUUCUAUCUAGCAUACCACAAGAAGUUAAGAGGUCGCCAUUAUAGCAAUGGUGUCUACUCAGAAUAUUUAAAAGAAGUAAUUAAUUUUCUACUUUUCCAUUUAUUCUCUACAGAACUUGAGUGUUAAUAACAAUAAUGGUGGUAGGUAGAAGUAUCUAUAGACUAUUUAGGCCAAGUCACACUUAACCAAGUCUAGACCAAGUUAAGUCUACUUAAAAAAUGAGUCCAAACAAUUAAGAAAAGCUGUAACUUCUCAUUUUUUCAAUAUCUUGACUGCAAACCUCAUCAAUCAUACUCUUAGUCCACUGUGUGGCUCAUGUCAACAGCCUUCUCUCAGUUACUCUGGAUUUACUUUCACUUGGUUGUUUUUCAGCGGCUGUGCUCACUCUAGCUGACCCUCUGUGUAACUGAGACCUAUAAACUCAGGCACAAAUGAAAUCAGGGGAAUGUGCAUUGCUGGUACCAAAGGCUCAAUAACUAGCUUGGCAAAGCAGAUAUCGAAGUCCUGGACCCUCAGGCUGAAUGACACAUGAUUUGGUUUGGGGUUCAGAGGUUUAGUGGGUCAUUGUUUCAUCAGGUUGGGGCUGACACCAAUAUAUCAUUUGGUGGUGGGUUUAUUGUUGACUCUAUUUUUUGUUUUCAGGUCGUGGUCGACAGAUGGAUGCCUAUGUUGACGACUUAUUCGACCCUGUACUGGACCAUGGACCAUCAGUCAGUCACUUUUUCUACCUUGUUCCUUAAAGGACUAAAGUUUUACUCUCUUGAAUGUGCUGAAUGUGUACAUGAGUCUGUGGUGGAUUGUGUGUCUCUGGUUGUAUCCGAUUACAGAGUGUUUGAAGUCACUGGGUUGUGUUUCUGUACUCCCUCUGUUUGUGUCUUCCACUGCCACAUGGUUGUAAUUUAUUACCUUGCUUGUGUUUGUGUGAAGGACAUGGAUAGAGUAGCCAUGCUGAACCGCAGGAUGAGAGGAGGAGGAGGGAUCGGACCAAUGUAUGGAGCAGGUAAGAAAACUACUCCAAUCCCAAAGGGGCAGCUAUAUCUGGUUGAAGCUCUUGAAGAUGUUUGGCCCUCUGUGACUGUGGAUAUAUUAAUGGUCUGAAUGGAAGUUUCUGACAGAGUUGUUGACCUCUUUUUCACUGGGGUGUGGGUCACAUGAUCUCCAGUCACAUGAUCCUGGAGGAAGUGCUCGGAUUGUUUAGUGAAGGGAUCCAAACCACCUUGUAUGUUAGUGAUGAGAAGUGUCUCAGUCCACCAUUUCUGUUCAAAUAUGGUUUGCUGUCCUCAAAGGAGUGUCCUAUACCAACGUGUAUGAGCAGCUGUUUGUUCUUGUUGUACCAUUGAAAGUUACUUCCCACAUCUAUAAUAAAAAACACAAAAGCAACAUUUAAAAGUAUUUUAUGACUUUGACACUUAACAUUCAUAUUACUUCAGUACCUGUUUAAUGGAGAACAUUAAAAUUGUCUUGGCUUGGUCUACUUUUCAGGUGUGCCGAUGACAAUGCCAAGUUAUCCCAUGGGUAAGCAGAAACAUUCAUUUUUAUCAGCGUGAAUGAAACUAAGUGUCCUUUUGAAGUCGUUUUAUCAAACAUCGAUUGUCUUUUUAUAUCAAAAAAUGAGACAAAAGGUUCAAAUUUUAAGUUUUGAAAAUCUCACCUCUGCUCAGGAAUGCCUUCAGUGCCGAUGAUGCCAACUACCAUGCCAACCAUGCCAGGUAGUCCAACAUUACAAACCAUUUGGUUCCUCUUAAUUCAGUGCAUGAAGAGCAGGAAACGUUGACUUUUACAUAGAGCUUUUUUAACACCAUGUAGAUAGUAGCCAAUGGGAAUAGUAUGGCUUUUCUCUUAUGGGUCAUUUACUCAGGUUGUUAGAGUAAGCCUAAUGAAAGUUAUUUCAAGUUAUUACAUCAUAAUUAAAACAGCAAAAGCUGAUCAAAAGAGCUUGUCAAACAGAAGAAAAGACAAGACAGGAAAUAACAUCAACAGGCAAAUAAAAAACAGUGAAUGGUGCAACUUUAGUUUUUGAAAGCCAAAGGAAAGAAGUAGAUUUUGAGUUGUGAUUUAAAAGAUUUAAGGGGGCAGCUCUGAUGUUUGGGCCCAUGAUUAUAAAAUUAAUUUUGUAACUCGCUCACAUUAUUGUAUUUCCCUUCGGGGAUCAAUUAAGAUCUUCUUCUUCUUCUUCUUCUUCUUCUUCUUCUUCUUCUUCUUGUUCUCCUUUUCUUUUUUUUCUUCUUCUUCUUCUUCUUCUUCAUUUAAACCAUCUAAAGGUACUGAGCAAAAGUGAAUCCAUUACCUGCUCUUGAUCGGCUCUCUUUUAUUGAUUAGUGUAACGACACAUAGUCAUAAAUUAAACUAACUCUAACCAAACUUGGACAUUAAUCACCAUGAUCUGAACUAAAGAUAAUGACAUGAAAUCAUGUUUGAGAAACAAUUAUUGAAUGUGUAGUUUGAUUUUACAGUUUGACCCAUGUCCCAUCUGUUAACAUGGAGGACAGUGGCUUAAUGACCAGGCAGCCACCAGGGGGUGCAUCAAAUGAUUUUGCCUCACUCUGUUGGAGCUGUUCUGUCGCUUGUUUUUUAUACAGUCUGUGGUUGAUGCAGAGUUUAUACUGAAUAUUCACUCAAAGGUGAUUUGUCCUGUUCACAGCCAUGAUGAUGCCUCAAGCUCCAGUGGCUGCUCCUCCUGACCCCUUACAGAUGAGUGCAUCACAGCAGGCUUUCAUCAACCAGCAGGCCUUACUCAUGGUGAGAUAAAAAUAAACCUCCUCCUCUAUUCUCUCCUCACUAUCGACCCUCACCUCUGCACCUGUGUAACAUUUAAAUCUCUUGUUUCCAGGCCCAGCAGAUGACCCUGCAGGCCAUGACUCUGUCCCAGCAGCAGACGCAGGAGCAGCAGAGGAAGCAGAAGAAGGAGGAGCAGGAGAACAACAGACCAUGGAAACGUCAGUCAGAGCCGCGGUCCACACAACCCUCACCUCCACCCCCAGCCCCAGCCCCAGCCCCACCUGUUCAGCAGCCCAAAGCACCUGUGCCCCAACGCACUCCCAGCAUCAGGCAGCCAAUGCCAGAGGUAUAUGAGUGUAAUUAUUAUCGCCAGCAGGGUGCAGCUUUGUUUGCUGCAUUAGUCUAAGUGCAUUAUUAUUAUUUUUUUUUUUAACAAAGCAUGAUGUUGAGUUUGUAAAAGUAUGGUCCCAUUUAGGGUCAAACAACUUUUCCAAGUUGGUACCACAGCAUCUAAAACAAGCUUCUACAGCAUUUGGUUGUCCAACAACUGUGAUUGAUUUGCAUGUUAAGUUUGUGAAUACUUUUCUCUUCCCUUAACAGCCAGAGAGAUCAGUGGACAUGCCAGAUCCAGAUGACCUGCAGUCCUUCAGGGACAAGAUGAACUUCUUCCACAAGAUUGGUGAGUAAAGCUGAUACAAGUCAUUACCAUGGGUGUAUUUAUAGUAUGCUAACAGGAGAGAUGCUAGCAGGUUAUGUGUUUCUAGAAGAAUACUAAUUUGAUAGACUGAAGUGUGUCUGAACAGGAUUGUAGAUAAUUGUGCCUGUCCCUCCUUUACAACACAUUUUCAGGAGGUAAAGAAAUCGACCUUUCAAAUUUUAUUUAACAGUUACUGCUUAAAAUCUUAUCUGGACUCUUAAAUGGGUGUUUUCCCUGUGUGGGUUCUGCAUUAGUGUCUGUCAGACACAGGGUUGUGUCUACAGGGGUGGCAUGGGUCCCUAUUAAAGAGCAUCUUUUGGGCAUUUUGCUUUGCUUUUGAGAGGACUGGACAGCAGACGCAGCAGAAAACUAGCAGAGAAAGUGGGGAGUGACAUUCAGGAAAAGAACUGAACCAGUGUCAUGCAUGAACCCUCUUCGUUAAAGUAUGGUUUCUUGAAGUGGGGGUUCUGGACCCUCUGUUGGGAAACUGGCCAAAGAUUUGGAACAUAAGCACGGCUGCAGACAGGGUGAACUCUUGUCUCUUUUCAACACACUGUGACCCAAAAACCUGAUGUGACAAAAUCUAUUGGGAUCAAGUAAAGGCGACUUUUAAAAAGUACCUCUGUUUGCAUUUCUCACUGGUUGCACAAGUAUAAAAGGUGCUGGAAUUUACUCUAAAGGCAAAACAAUUUGCUGUCAAUGAUUUUUAUUUUCAUCCUCUUCUGUUCUCCAGAAUCUCAGCCUCACAGUCAACCAGCUCCUCCAAAGCCCCACCCAGCUCGAGACAGCCCACCCAGACAUCAACAACGCUCCCCACCUCGCUCCCCACCUCCUGCCCCUCCACCAAAGCCUGAGGGUACGAAGAUGACAAGGCCAAGAACAUAUUUUGUAGAGCCUUUUUAUACAUUUUGAAUUAGAAUACAAAAAAAUAUAUCAUGAAGAAAAAGAACAAAAAACUAACGGUUUGAGUUUCUGGCUCUCAUCUCCCACAGUGAAGCGCUCUCAAUCUAACCCUGCCAGAGAGAAAGACCCUCCAAAACCAUCACCAGCCUCGCUUACUAAACCUCAGCCUGAACCCACAUCCAAUAUCCGAGACAUCAUCAAACAGUACAACAGCAGACCCAAUCCAGAGCCCAAACCCUUCACGCCUGUCAGGUGAGUUUGUGCACACCUUGCCAAACAAAUUUCAUUAGACCUUUGCUUCCCUAUUAUAUCACAAUUUAGGAACAAAUAUUGGGAAAGAAUUUAGUCUUUGGCCUUUUGAUAAGGUUUGUAACAAUGUCUAAUAAUAAGUAUGAGGGGAAAUUCUCAUGGAGAGUUUAGGUUGCUGAAUUGGUCCACUAGUUAAAUCAUCCUAUAUAGAGAGAAAAUUGUCCUCAAAUCGGGCAGGCUGUGCCCCUUUGCACCCUUUUUUAUUAAAUGUCCUCUCCUCUACAUAUACAUAUAAAAAAGACGCCCAUAAAGACAUAUCAUUUAUGCAAAUUAGAAUCCUGACAGGGUGAGCAGGACCCCGAGACAGUCAAAGUUGAAACAGUAACCUGCUCAUUUAAUAUGAUUCAUGUUAAAAGAACAUUUCCAUCGUCUGCAGGAAAUUUUUAUAAGACAUUUCAUUUAUUACAGUCAGGUGAGAAGAUAAUAAUAAUAAUCAUAAAUGUCUAGUACAACAAUAAAUUUCAUGCUGUGAAGGACAUUUGUAUUGGUUAUAUAUUCGUUUUUGUUUACAUUUAUAUGUUACAUGUCUUUUGUUGUUGCUGUUUGCUGUGUAUGACUUGCUUUUAUUGCUACUGCUUCGUUAUUGUAAAACACUUUGGUAGGCCACUGGCUGUUUGAAUGUGCUAUACAAAUAAACUUGACAUUGACAUUGACAUUAACAUUUACAUGUUGUUGCCAAAAUCUAUUCAUCACGUUAGUCCAACAGCAUCUGGACUUUUAAAAUGCAUGUAAACAUGGUUAGGAAUCGAUUUUCACCUGUAAGUAAACACCUUAAUGGGAUUAAAACUGGUCUUAGCCUUACGCACCUGCUCCACAGGUUGCACAUCAGACUUUGAUAUAGAGGUUAAACAGCAUAAAUGUGUUGUAGUAAGCCAGUAGUGGUACAUAAAACCUCGACAAAAGAAGAAGAGACAUAAAAAAAGACAAAGCUUUUGUAUAGCAGGUUUAAAAUGUACAGAGCUGUAAAGUUUUCGGUGGUUUUAGCCUGGAAGUAUCAACUGAAGGGUGCAUUUUUUUUGUAGGGGGGGUACUUACUUUUGUCAGUAAACACAAUCUUGGAAUUCAGUUUAGGAAAACAGAUCUGGAGUGGUUUUAUUCAUUAGAAAGAAAUCAUUUGCUUAUGUUUUGUACUAUCCUGUUUUGAUUCCAUCCACAGAACUCCUUCUCGACAUUUUGUUAAGAAAAGCGACCCCAAAGAAGAAGCCCUGGCCAAACUCAAAGACAAAGGACCAGUGCCACAACAGAAGCAGUGGAGAGUCAGUAAACUUUAACCACAAACACAAAUAUUUCAAAAAAUUGAUCUGAUUUUUCUGCAAUCUUAAGAUUUGUUUUUUCUAAAGAAUUGCUAGGGAUUUUGCUAAAUUUUCCACUUUCUCUAGCCUCAGAAACAGUGGGUGCCUCCUCCUGCUGUAGUCAAACCAAAGAGGGAGCAGCCUCCUCCUCGUCCCAGGACCCCGUCCCCUGAACCCCCUUCUCCCACCAACAGUGGUCCCCGUGUUAUCUCCAACAGCAUGAGAGAGAAACAGCGUUCCCUGCGGGACCUCUUUGUCGUACAGAACUCCCCAAGUGCUCCACCUACUCCCCCUGACUCCCCACCACCUCCCUCUCCUCCUCCACAGCCAGCUCCUGUCCUCCAGACCAUCCCAGACCCCCCUCCAAUGGCUGCCCCAACACUCUGUAGGGGUCCUAAAACAUGUUUUCUGCACAUUAUGAUAAAAACAGGAAAAUAUUUGAGCACAAUAUUUUCUUACCUCACCUUACAUUUAUUUAUUUUAUUUAUUUUUUACAUUUUCUAGAUCAAGAAGUUUACCCAGAUAACGAUGGCGCUCGCUCACAGCUCCACCGUUUCUCACCGAGCACCCACUUAUCUUACUCCAACAUGCCGGUGAAACUGUUCCUGAGAAAAGAGGUAAGACACACUUUCUUUUUUACAUUUCUGGUUCCUGUUCUUUGUAAACUUGUCCUAAUAGUUUUGGCAAGAGCUGUCACAAUAUUCUGAUUUUGCUGGUAAUCAUCUUUAUAACAAGACAAAGUACUGAUAUCACGCUAAAAAUAAUUUAAUGGUGGUUUAAUGUGUUAUAACUGUUAUCAACUCACUGACAAUGUCCACACAGAUAACGCAUCAUAGAUAUAUUUAUGAUGUGUUAUAAUUUGCUUAUAAACUCAUAACACUUUAUAGCAACAAGCAUAACACAUUAUAAAACCUGACCUUGUAAGUCAUGAUAAAAAGCUUUAUAGUGUGUUAUGAUUAUUGCUAUAAAGCAUUAUGAUCAUCUAUGAGUGUUUGUAACUAUAGUUAUACACUGCUACAACGUGAUUAUAAUGCAUUAUACAUAUAUUUAUAAUGUGUCAUAGAGAUAGGCGUCAAGUGAAGUGUUACCAAAAUUUCUGAAUUUAUUGUAACUCAAAAUGACUCUUGCAGUUACUAAUUAGUUGAACAUUUUUACUUUCUAACUUUCAGAAUUGAAUAAUAACUUAAACUCUACAGAAAGUAGUUUAUAUUUCAAAAUAAAAGCAUAAUUUCACAAGGUAGGAAAUUAAGCACACAUAACGUGACAGAAAAAGUAUCAAAAUAAAAGCAUGAUGAAAAGUUUGUUUAUAUAGCAAUAUCAUCUCUGAAGAUGUUCUGGAUACACAACCAGUGAUGGGGAUAAAUGUAAACAUAAUUAGAAAUUAACAAUGACAUGUAUUAUUUUUUGUUUAAGCUAGCCAAGUAUUCAAGAUAUCAUGACGGCCCAAAUUCUGAUCGUCUGCGUUGCUGUCUUUUCACCGGAAAGUGUAAGUUUUAUUUUGAAAGUUCUCAUCACUGAUCUUAAGUAUCAUUGAUCUGUCUUUUCAGGUGUUUUACCCCAGAGAGACGUUCAACAAGCCCUACAUCCUCAAUCUGUUAUGUGAGCAGGUAAAUUCACGUGCAUAUAUCAUCAUAUUUGUCUUGAUAAAAUUAAAUAUGCUGAAAGAUCAAAUUAUAAUCCGUCAUUUAUCUACAGUAACCACUGAUAAUCUCCGCUGUACAGCAGAAUCAAUUACAGUAAUGUGUUUUAGAUCAUGAGAGACACGUACUCUGACAGCUGUGAGAGGAUCAACAAAGAGGAGAGGAGGAAGAUGAAAGACCUGCUGGGUGAGUCACUGAAUAUACUGUAAAGCUAAAUGUAAAAGAUUAAACUAAAUCAAGGGCACCUGUGACAUUUAUGGUCAAAUCUAGAGACUCACCGGUAUCUGUUUUGCACUUGCUUAGAGGUAAAGUUAGAAAAAAUAAAUCUGCAAAAUCAGAUUAGGCUCUCUUUCUCAAAACUGUCAUCCCUCAUGUGUGAAAACCUGCCUUUAUGCUACUCCUGUGCAAAUAGGGAGUGACCCAUCAGUUUUCAAUAGCUACAGGCCAAUCUCAAAGACUAUUGAAGUAACAAAAAGUCAAAUGUUUUAACAGCAGAGGGUUGCACCUUGAGCUCUUUCACAGUAACUAAAGGAGUGCCUCAAGGAGUGUCUCAAGGGUCUAUGUUGGGACCUCUGCUAUUUAUUCUUCAUAGCAGUAGCAUCAAUCAAAGUGUCAUUUCUGCUGUUGCAGCUGAAGCUACACAGAUGAGAAUACAACAAUUUGCAGGUUCAUGGAGUUUAUUGCAGUAGACUGAUCAAAACAAGGUGGUGUUAUGAUUAUAUAGCAUUACCACUGAAGGGACAUUGCAUAAAACCAGCUCACACCAAUGCCGAACUGUUAUCAGUUUACCUAACCCUUUCCCUUGUGCUGCCAAUCUCACCAAAAACAGGAAAGUCCCACUUCUUAUCAGGCCUGUGCAGACUCCCGGUGACACUCCCCACAGGUCACAGCUCAGGGAACUUAAACAAUAAAGGCUAUCAGGCAAAAAACAAGAUUUCUGAGUGACAUGGUCUCCAUAACAGUCCAUGUAAACACUGGCCUGCAUAUUCGCCAACACAUAUGAUUUUAACUCAAUACUUUGCAGAUGACACUGUUAUGUACUGCUCUGCAUUGACUCCCAACCAAGCUCUUUCCAAGAUAGUUUGGUUUUUAACACUAUUUAACAAAGAUUUUAUUCUGGCUAAAUAAAGGUUAGAUUGAAAAAAGACACUUGCAGAAACAUUUGAUAUUUAUGAGUUUUCAACUUUCCUACAAGUGAUCUGAUCCUUUCCUUUCUGUAGCGAACUUCAACGUUGGAACGACUAUCAGCACCGUCGAGAAUGACCACAUGAAGAAGAGGAUCGUCAUGGCUGCUCGAGACAACUGGGAGAACUACUUUUCCCGCCUGUUUCCAGUGAAGGUGAGCAUGACAGAAUGCAGUCCAGGUGUGAUAAUGUAUUUAUUAAUGUAUUUAUUCUCUUUUUAUUCAAGAUGAUGGUAAAAUUCUGGAAGGGAUUUCUUGUAUUUGUAGCUUGAUGUCCUAAAAAGGUCUUAAAAUCCUGUGUAAACACUUAAGUGCCUCUUAGACUUCUACAAUUGUAUUCCAUUUACUUGUAUAAACAACCAUCCUCUCUGCGUAUAUGUGUGUUGCAGACAGACAGCGGGGACGCUGAGGUGUUGGGUGUGUCUCAUCGCAGCAUCCGUCUCCUGAAGUUGGUCAGAGCUUCAGGCAUCAACCCAAAAUACCUCCAUCAGCUCAAGAGCUACAGGUAACAUGCAGCUUUUGAACAUUAAUGGCAUAGAUGACAACCCCAACUCUAGAAAAGUUUGGUGUUGAUAAAAACAGAUUGUAAGAUUUAAAAUUUGUUUAGAGUCGGUGUUUGAUUGAAAAGAGUGCAAAGAAAAUCAUGUAUUUAGUGUUUGGUUUGGAGGUUUUUGUUGAAAUAAAAUAAUAAAUUCACUGAUAAACUUUCAUGGUUCUCUGCAUUAUUUAACCUCUUCUCUAAAAGGCCUAGAAAAGCUGUAGUAUUCAUCUUAAUUGUCAUGCACAGAACACUUACCUAUGGUUUGUAUGAACACAGUUUUGCAGAGCUUCUGUCAGUGAAACUGCAGGAUACGGACAAAGUGGAGCUGGAGCUCACAAAUGAAAAGUUGGUGUUGCGGUCGUCCAGAGCUCCUCAGAUCACCACCAUGAUCCACUUCUUCCUCCAGGAGCUCAUCAGGGUACUUCUUUACUUUGUAAUCAUCAUUAUCCAUCUUCUCUUCGAUAAUUUUGAGGUUAUUUUUCUCAUGUGAGUCUGUCUCUCUGCUCUCCAGGACUCUGGCCAUGUGGUCGCUCUGAAGAGUUAUAUGACUGAUGACAAAAGUCUGCUGAGCUUCAAAAGGGGUGACAUUAUCAAACUGCAGCCGAUGCAAGGACUGCAGCCAGGUAAACUACAUAUCUGGAUGUUAAAUGUUAAUUUUUGAUCAAUCCAAGAGUUGGGAUUUCUGAUCAGUGUGAGGUCUUUACUUCAAAUGUUUAUCAACUUAAAAGAUUAAAGUUGAUAAACCUUAAUAACUGUGCUGAGCUGUAUCUGAGUGCACCAUAAAUGCAACCAAGUUGUAUUUAUGUGUGCAUCAAAUUUUCAGCAGAUUUCCAAUCACUGUCUAAAAUAUAUUUUGAUUUUGAAAAUUCUGAUUUGAAUAAAACAAGACAUUUAUUGAAAGAGGCUUCAGUAACUGUGGGACGUAUUAAGGACUUAAGUUUUAUUUGUCACUGUGGAUGUUUUUAGAUGACUAAUUUCUUGGUUAUUUAAAUAAGAAUUAAAAUUUCAACAUUUUUUAACACUCUGAAAACUACGGAGCCCUUCUGGUGACAUUGGAGAAAAAAAGGUAAUGCGUGGCCACACAUUAUUAUCUUGCGGCCACGAGAUAAUUCAACUUAAGUAGCGGGCUCUGCCAGGGGGAUUUAGAGGAAGUUUGUUUGAUUCUUGGAUCUUUGGACCCUGACGCCUCAGCCAUCUGUCUAUCCAGGACACUAAACCUACCCUCAUUCAUUCAGCAUUAACAACACUGACAUGUCCAGCUUCAGGUAGUCCACUGUCCCUGUGCACUUGAGUCAAUGCAGGUGUCGAUCUAAGGGACUAAUCAAGUUUACAUUUACAGAGUUUUGUAAAGUUGGAAAGAUAUUCACAGAUUCGGACUUCCGGGAUCAAUAACUCUGAGACGAAACGUUGUCCAAACACAAACAAUGCCUCUUUCAUAUCGUAAUAGCACAGACUACUAGCUACAAGAAUCAAAAACUGGCUUGUUGCAAAAACAAGCCGUUCUUCGAGCUGGAUGAAUAAUAUUGAUCUCUAUGCACAGCUGGUACCCGGGCGAGUGUGCAGGGACUGUCUGCAAGUUGCAAUAGAAGAGCAAGACACUGCAAACAAAAAUCAAUAGCUCCACUGCCAUACAGUACAGUAAUAUUUGUAAUAUUUGUGUUUGCACCUCCAGGCUGGCGUUUUGGCUCUUUGGGAGGACGCUCCGGUCUUUUCUCAGAGGAACUCACCCAGCCGUCUGCAGCCCCAGACUACCACUGCCUGCACCUGAUUCAAAGAGAAGACAGGAGGAAAAGCAUGAGGAGCAGCAGAGCGGUCAGUGCACAAAAAGGCCUGACUUCAGGUUCAAUCUUCAGACAGCCUGCCAGCAGCACUGUACCAGAGCAGCCCAACAGAGUGACAGAUGCCUCCAUCCAGGGAUCAGAGAGGGGCUCUGUGUAUGAGCUGGAGGUCCUCUCAGUCAUGGCUGAGUUUGCAAAGAAGUACUUCAGGUAUGACGGCUGAAUUCUAGGUAUAGUUGUUCACUUGAUUUAGCUGAUCUAGUAUCCAUGAACAUUAUGGUCUCAUUCUGUCUGUCUCUAUUAUUUGAUCAUUUCAGAAUCAGCACUUUCACAGACAUUGGGAAAGAUUUUAUGGAGGCUGUUCAGUACACAGAGGUAAGACAGAAUAAGCUCUUUGACCACAAUCAUUACAUAGACAGUUAGAUGUGUCAGCCUCCAUGUCAUUCAAAAUCACCAUAAAAGCAACCAAGAUGGGUUCAAAUUAUAAGACCUAAAGAAACCUCCUUUUUUAAGUCUGCUAUUAAGAGUCUGUGUUGUAAAAAAUAUUCAUAAAGAACAAUAUAACAAACUAACUCUACUGUGUUUAUGAUCUAGACUCCCAUAAAGGACUCCCUCAUCCUCUACAACGAUCCUGAGAUCACUGGUCUAUCUAUACAGUGCUUCACCAGUGAGUGCUUUCACAAUAACCCAUUAUAACAAAACACUCUACAUCUGUUUUUAUAUCAAUAACACUAUCUGGUCCUCCAGACCUGAUGGAGUUUAUGGGGGACUUACCUAUGAAGAAGAAUCAAAAAGAGGAAGAACGCCUGAAUUACAUCCUGCUGGUCAGUGUUUCUACAACCAGAGUCUCUGACAGGCUGAAUUUAUGUUUAUUCUGUUCGCUUUAAUGUGAUUUAAAAGAAUUUUAUUUUGUUUUGUUCAGUUGGGGAAGGAGAAAGAGAUAAUAAGAGAUGAGAUCUACUGCCAGGUCAUCAAGCAAAUCACCAACAACCCCACCAAGUGAGCAUUUUUUUAGUCUUUUAAAUGACACUUUAAUCAGAGUCUUUAACUGAGUAAGAGCAGGAAAGAAUAAAAAUGGGUACAAAAAUACACUGAAUAUCAGUAGCAAAAAAGCUGAGCAGAAAGCAGGCAUUCAUCUGUUUCUCGAUUUUCAAUGAGAAGUGAAAGUCUUAGUUUACUUCUGAGUAUUUAAUUGUGCUUUGAUUAUAAAAAAAAGGAUAGAGAGGGAAGAAGCAGCAGACUGCGAAUGAGUCCUCUGAAAGUUAUUUCAAAGCCAGUAAUUAAGAUUUAUUAUGAUUUCCAAAACAAACAUUAGAGUUUGUGCCUCUUCAGGCUACAAAUGAAUUGCACAUUUAUACUUUCUGACUUUUCUUUUUACUUUUUUUUAUUUAGUUCUGUAAUGUAUUACCUACUGGAAAUAGCAAAGGGGCAAUGAAGCUAUCAAAAAACUAUCAAAAUAAAAGCCUGACAAUCGAUUGAUGAGGUGGUAUCCUCUGUAAAGAAGUUUUAGUGGCAGUGCCGACGAUACAUCAUAAAUCUGAAUAUUAGUAGAAAUGGAUCAUGACAAGUGAGGUAACUGCAUUCAGUUGUUAGGUUUAUGAAGUGAUGUGUCGCUCCACCCCUCUCUUUUGCCUAACCUCAAUUUCAAAGAUUGCGUUGUUUGAUUUUUGAAGUUUUCCAUAAAUAUCAGGACAACAUCAUGAUCAGAAUAUUUGAUGGCCAUGAUAAUCAUGAGGUCAAAAUCUGGUAUGGUGACAGUCCUGGUGUGCACACAAUAAUGACCUGCUCCUAAAACAUAAUGUGCACAAGUUUAUUCUGUAUGCACAAAAUAAUUAUCUAGCUCCUCCUAAUCAUCAUCCUGUUGGAAAUAGUUGGUCUCUUGUAAGCACAUGAUAUUUAUGUGUAAUAUAAAAACAUUUCCUGUAGGUUUUAGGGGCUCAAUAAAAGAUUUUUAUUCACUCACGUAACACUUUAUUGCAGAUCUAAAGGUCAAUUUGAGCAUAAAGAAUUGUAGCAUUGUUACCGUUGGGUAAAGUUAUUAUUAGUGCCUCAACAAUUUAGCCAUUAAAAAUCAUAGGAGAGAAACACAGAGUGGGAACUAAAUCAAAGCAGCUGCGGGAAGGCUCAUGAACUUCUGACAUUUUUUGUUUUAUUUCUUACUUGUGUGCAUCUCUCCUCAGAGCGACCUGCACUCUGGGCUGGCGGCUGCUCAAUCUGGUGACGGGGUUCUUCCCCUGCUCUAGUACUCUGCUGCCAUAUGUCUCACAGCAUCUGCAAGACAUCACUCAGGACUACGAUCACCCGUACCAAGGUGAAGACACACAAGCGAGUUAAACAAACAUGGAAAAAAAACAACAACAUUUUAAUUUAAAACGAAUGACUAUUUAUUCAGAUUUAACAGCCUUUGAACACAAAUCUAAUGAGUUCUGUUGUCCUCAGAGCUGGCAAGUGUGUGUCUUGAGAACCUUCAGCGAUCUCUCAAUUUUGGCGGGCGGCGUAACAUCCCCUCACAUAUUGAGAUGGAGGCCAUUAUGGCAAGUUAACCUUCACACUCAAUCGAGUUUUUCAACUUUUACUUUCUACAAUUUCCUCCCUUUUCUUUAAACUUACUCUGGACGUGUCUCGCCUUUUUACAGGCUGGAAAAACCUCCCGUCGUCUCCCCAUCGAGCUGCCAGGAGGAGUCAGCUUCCCCGUGAAGAUACGCAGCUUCAGUGUAAGAAUUCAUUGUUCAUGCUAAUCUGUAAACCAAAAACAGCACUGCCUUUGUUGAUUAUUAAAACAACUGUGGUUUUAAUUCUGCUAUAUACCUCUAGAUGGCAGCAGAUGUGGUGGCAGAUAUCUGUAAAGACAUGGGAAUCCUUGAUCCGGCAGAAAUCAAAGAGUUCUCUAUUCUCGUCAACAAAUUUCAAGGUAAACCAAACUUUUCUAAUUGAUAUAGAAAGCACGGCUAGACUCAUGGAUAAAUGUUUCGAAACUAUGCAGACUGGCUUGAAUAAAAAACAGUUAUUUUUUAAGAGUAGUUGAAGGAGGCUUUCAGAAAGAGAUUUAAAAUAGGACGCCAGGGGCCCUAUCAUUUGGAACAACAUUAAGGUGGCCAUUACAGUUCACAAUGCACCUUCCUUUGCUUUUUAAACCCCAAACAGGGGCACUAAGCAGAGCUCCAACUCACAGUUCAGUAUCUGUGUUUUUGCUUAUUCAGAAAAAUUGAUGCAGGAUUUUUUCUUCUUCUCUGUGUAUCAUUCUACUGUUAUUUAUAUGAGAUGAUCUUAGGAUGCCAGAAGAUAAGGGCACCCCCAAUACUACCUCUCCAUUCAACUCACCCUAUUCCAAAAUGAGACAAGCACAGAUUAAGUCUGUGUCUAACAAAUGCUGGAUGUUUAUUACCCUUGUAAUGUUUCUCAUGCAGACAGCAGCCCCAUGCAUGAAUGGAAAAAACACACUAUUUGACAAGCUGCAGUAGCUGAAAUUCAGAAAGGAUCAAUGUGUCCUGUACAUAGACUGUAUAUAAAAUGGAUGCCGUCUGCCUCCUCACUGGGUGAAGCCACUCCAAGAACAGCACCCUCUGGUGACAGGCUGCAGUAUAGGUCAUAAAUCCCACCUCCUCCAGCAAUCCCCAUGGAGCUGUGGACAAAUGUUAGAAAUUUAUUACACAGAAUAUAAAUUUUUCUCCCCCCUGGUUUCGAUGUUGACAUGUAGUUAUUGUAAGACUGGUUUGUGCUCAAGCCAUUUUUUUUUCUGUGCAGCUCCAUUUUUAAAAGUUAUCAGGGGGUUCAUGUUUUCUAUGAUUGACACUUGAUACAGCCUAUGUGCGUACGAAGAUUGGGUAGCUCACCUGGAGGAUACGCUGUUUGAGCCGAGCGUCAUCACAGCGACUCUCCCGCCAACUGCGUACAAUGCUACUACGCAAUGUUGGUUUCAGGAAAGAAGGAAAAAAAAUCACAGAAAUAUCGAGAGCUGUUCAGCCUCAAAUUCGUAUACUGUUUCUGUAAGCAACUAAGUUGUCCAUACAGUCUAUGGUCCUGUAGUUAUGUCAAGUAGAGGUCAGCUACAUGAACUGGAGUCUUAAUAAAAGUGAACCCAGACCCAUCUUUUCCAUCUCGGCACAGUUGUUUGGUGUCAGCUCAGACAGCUCUUUUGUAAAAGGAGGAAAUUCAUUCACUUCUACCUGAUAACUUGAAAACUAUUGCAAACUUUAUUGCUUUUAUGAGCACCGUCAAGUCCUGAAUUCAUUCAGUAACAAACCUUUGAUUUUCUAACUAACAGUUUUAUUUUAUUUCAUUUAACAAAAACUGUUUUAGAGGUGGUUGAUCCAAACAAGUAUCAGCAAUGAACACUGACAAUGACAUUUGCAUAGCAUAGCUAUUUUUAGUUUGUCUGUUUCUAUCAUAUCCUUACCUGACAUAGAAACCAUAGAUAAAUGAAUAGUAAGUCAGGAUGUGUGUCUUGUGCAUGUUUCUGUAAAUUUUGGAAGUCACUUUCAAACUUCUGCUCUGUUCCAUCUUAAAUUCUUUUUUAUGUCUAUUCUAUGCUUGUUUUUUCUUUGAGGGAUUUUAUAACUGCCAACAACUUGAAUAACUUUUUUAUACAUGACAAAAGGAGGGUCUGAUCUCACUCCUCCUCUCUCCUCUGUCAGAUGCGAUGUCACGUCCCCUCCAAGCUGAGGAUUACGUGUCUGACUUUGUGCUGGACGACAGCUCCAUCUCCUUUUCCCUGAGAAGACUGACAUGGAGAAACCCGCUGAGCUUCAACAACGAGCUCUAUGUGGAGUUCCACUACCAGCAGGUGACAAAACCAGUUCACAGACAGGAGAAGUAACAGGUUUCAACCCACAGGUUUAAUUUAAGUUUAACAGUUCUUGAUGUGUCUUUUUGUGUGCAGCUCUUGGAUGACUACCUGAGUGGGCAGCUGAUGCUUCCUCCUCCUGCUGCAGGUGGCUCCUCUUCAGUCCUGCAGGUAGCUGAGCUGUCAGCGCUGCAGCAUGUGGCUCAGGGACAGAUUGAACCUCCUUUACCGUGAGUCAAACACACUAAGUGGCAAAGUUUACUUAAAAAUACUUGAAAUUCAUCAGUGGGAACUCAGACUAAAAUUUGAGCACAUGAUCAAUCCCCAAAAUGUAAAGCCAAAACACUUAAAGCUUCUAUGUCACCACAAUGGAUUUCCAUCAAUCAUUGGUAUGUGAUGUUUGUUAAUAGUGUGAAUUUUUUAGAGGAGAAAAGACAGAAAAAUGGUCGGUUAAAACAUGUCAAGUUGAUUCUUGUUAACUUCUGAAGGCCAUAAAAAGGCAUCAGUAUCAGUUUCAGUCUGUUUCCCAACCCGCUAGAAACUCCUUGUAGUACCUUUAAAGAAACCCCUAAAGCUAACACGGGAUUUAGGCUACACAGCAUAAAAAAUAAAAUGUAUGUUACUUGUAAAAUGUGCUUCAGUGUAUCAGCUGCUACAAAAAAGGUGAUUGACAGAGAUGUGUCUAAAGUAUAAUUUAUUUAUUAGAAAAGAGAAGAAAAAAUAUACAAGGGCCUAGGUCUAAAAUGUGAGAGGAAACCCUUACUGAGUGACUAAACUGAAUAUGAGUUUUUGUGUAUUAUUAAGUGUUUGGUUGGUUUUGUGUUUCAGGGAGGAGAUGAGGAGGUACCUGCCAAAAUUGGAUGGGCUCGAGAGUCAAAUGGGGGAGAUCCUGUCCUUCUGUGAGGGACAGUUAGCCGCCAUGCAAGCCCUCCAUCCUCAAGAUGCCAAAGUACAGUUCAUUGGUGGGUGCUGCUUCAUCUCUUUAUUCCUCCUCUCUCUUGUUUACUCCUCUUUUCUUUUGUCUGUCACAUUAUACCUAAAUUCAUCUUAUCUCUGUCUCACAGAGGUCCUAACUACCCUUCCCAUGUUCGGCUCCAACAUCUUCCUGGCCAAGAAGGUCAGCCAGCGUGGCUGUCCAUCUCCAUGCAUUGUCAGCGUUAGCCAGGAAGGGGUGCUGUUUCUCAACCCCAAAACACAGGUAUGAACAUUAGGCAUUGAACCUAAACACCUAAGCAAAUUCAAAAUGACCAAUAUUGACAAAAGUGCUUUACAAGGCAAAAAUUCAGUGCUGAGGUCUUGAGCCUCUAAAGAGAGCAUUGUUGGGUUUGUUGUUAGAUGUAAAAAUAUCUGGCGCUUUAACAAACAGCUUUAUCUUUAAAAAAAAAGGUCCUGAUUGUGGACUGUACAUGGCUCUUUCCUCAUUUUCCUCGAUUCUUCCUUCUCGUUUUUCUUGUACAGGAACAAGUCUUUCACAUUUCUCUGGCAGAACUUCAGUCCAUGAGAACUGUCCGCCAAAAGAAAAAGAGCAAAGUCCCAGCCGUGGACAUUCACUAUGGAAAUCCAGUCCGUCCCAAAAAAGUCACAAUUCAUCUCCAACAGGUAACAACUCACACCGUGGACUACAAGUUAAAGUUAUUAUACAACCUGGGUCUGCUUUUCAUAUUCAGAUUAACCAACAGUUGGUACGUUAACACUGAAACGGAAGUGGAGAUGUUGUUGAGAUACUGGAAAUAUAAAUUCAAAUCCUGAUGACUGCUGUUUGGCAGAGAGAGAGGUUAAGUCAAUCCAACUGGAGUUGAUAUGUGUGCAAAGGGGUAACCAGGGGUGGCAUGCUCCCAAAUCUUACAUUUUGAUUGGCUAUUUGCCUCAUCAGGGGCAGGACUCAGUGUUUUUGUUGUGCCCUUUUAAAUUUUAAACCACAAAGAGGCUGACAUUUUUGAAACGUUUCCUCUGUUGGUGCUACUUGUAGAAGUUUAAGGCACUCUGAGAAGUUUUCAUGUUGUAAAACAAAAUUGGAUGAAAUUAGUAGGGCUUUUCUGACAUGCAGACUUCAAUUCCCAUGAGCACUUAUCACCCAGUGUGGUAAAAAUUAGUCUCUUGUCAAAGCAAAAAUUUGGAGUAUAGACCUUCUUGUUAAUAAUUCACUUAAAAUAACUUUGUAUAGGAUUCAGUGUGAUAAAGUUAUGUGUUGAUUUGUUAUGUAUUUGCUAUUUCAAGAUUAGGACCUUUAAAAAAUAUACAAAUGAAAUAUGAACUUUAUGUAAAUGUUAGUAGUUCAAGUAGAUAUGAGUCAAGAAAUGGUAAACAAACGCUAUGUGCACACAAACUUCAAAGGUCAAAGGUUACUUUAUUUGUACCCUCAGGUAAAUUUUGUUUGCAGUGACUCACAUGUGUGACAGUAGAGAAACAAACAGCACAGUACAUGCAACAGGACAUACAUAGAAAGUGACAAAAGUGCUCCAGGGUAAGAGAUUAAAAUGAAUAAAACCAAAUAAAAACCAACAGCUCUCAAGGUUUCUUUCUCGUGUUAAUGUGCCCAAUUGCUGAUGGAAUAAAACUAUUUUUGCACCGCUUGGUUUUACAGGCUGGUACCUUGAGCCCCCUGCCUGAUAGGAGCAGCUUAAACUCAGCAUUGGGAGGCUGGGAGCCAUCAUUUAAGAUGGAACCAGAUGUCCCCUGUAACUGACUAGUAUACAGGGAUGGUAGAUAGAGCUGGGACUCUCCAAUCAGCCUGCCCGCCUAUUUCACUAUUUGGUUCAGGCAGUUUUUGAGACAAGUUCCCAAACCAAGACACAAGACAAAAGGACAAAACAGUUUCAACAAGGUCAGCAUGGUUCUGUCUUUGUGGAAAGAUGACAGUUUCCUCAAACAGUACAGGCGCUGGUGUCCCUUUUUGCACACAGCUUUAAUCUCUGAUCAUCUCUGAUUUUGUUCCUCUGUGUCCUACAGCCGAAGAAGUUCUGCCACAUCCUCGCUGUGAUGAUGGAAGAGCUGAUGCAGCCGUCAGUCAGCAGCUCGUUCUCAGACCGACUGUAACAGGACAGGGACCUUAUGUUGAUCACUGCCUCUAUAUAAACCUUUUAAUUUAUCUUUUAUUUUCUGUGUAACUUUAACAAAAUGGGCUGAUAAGAAACACAAAUAUGCACACAGACAUUCUUGUGUUCAUUUUGAGGGUGGAAAAAUGUGACAUUGUGAUCAAAACUGGAGAGGAAGUGGAAGAGAUGAGAGUGAUUCACCAGGUGUUGUAUGAAUGAAUCAGUGUUUUAAAAUUGUUCCUUUGUGAGUUUAAAUCCAUGGCAAUGAUUUUAAAGUUUGUGAAUGAUUAUUUAAAAGAAAUGUUUUAAUAAUGUUGUGUAAUAUAAGUUGAUGAUUUAUAAGCAUUAAACAAACAUGCUGAUUCAUUGAA
Messenger RNA from Xyrichtys novacula (pearly razorfish), 46291 nucleotides. The record is from the annotation of a GenBank genome assembly. Lineage: Eukaryota; Metazoa; Chordata; Actinopteri; Labriformes; Labridae.